CAACUCGGUCGCGCGUCCGACGACCAUCGCUGUCGCUACUUCAACUGUCGUGUCGUGCCGUUAGCGAACGGUCCGCUCCGAUCCUUGGAGUGUUGAUGCAGUGUUGAGUGAUGGUGUGAUUUUAGCCGUACAAACGAAAGUGUAUCGCUACAAAGUACCACUGUCGCGGUGUGUGGCGAGUUCCACGGAGUUCUAACGGCUGUUCGCCUGCCAGCGAGGGAAGGCGGAUCGCUUCUACCGGGAGGAAUGAGCCCCGUACACCACCGGUCCCGCACUCACCGAUGAUCUCAAGAAACAAUGUACAUAGAAACCUUACCUCUCGUGGUUUGGACGCUCUUAGUCACAACGACACAUGUAGCGACACAAAGCCAAUAUGGAAUAGGUUUAGGAAUAAAACGAGAAGUGUUUUUCUUAAAUUUAGAAGACGGCUAUUUUGGUUGUCAAGUAAACGAAUCGACACAAAUAUUACAAUUAUAUGAAUUAUCUAAAUUAUGCGACGGUGUGCCGGAUUGUUAUAAGGCAUCCGACGAACUCAAGUCAGAGUUAAAAUGCACAGAUGAUUGUACCAAAGAAGAUGGCGCGCGUUGUAUAAAUGGUGCUUGUCUAAAUGGUGUGUGCCAUUGUAAUGAUGGUUUCGGUGGAUGUAACUGCCAGGAACUUGAUGUAAACGAAUGCAAAGACAGACCAUGCGAUGUUUUUGCUCAUUGUACAAAUACAGUCGGUAGUUUUCAAUGCUCGUGUUUUCCUGGCUACGUAGGCGAUGGUUUCACUUGCAAAGAUAUAAAUGAGUGCGAAGAUCCAGCGAUAUCGGCUCGAUGUGUCGAGAACGCCGAGUGCUGUAAUUUGCCAGCUCAUUUUAUUUGCAAAUGCAACCGCGGCUUCGAAGGCGACGGAGAAGAGGAAUGUCGAGAUAUUGACGAAUGUCGACGACCUGGUGCUUGCGGUGCUAACGCUGUUUGCCAGAACUAUCCAGGAAAUUACACGUGUGCAUGUCAAGCUGGUUAUACCGGAAAUCCGUUCGAUGGCUGUGUUGACUUGGACGAGUGCUUGAACCCGGAGUCAUGCGGCGUGAACGCGGUGUGCCGUAACCUGGAGGGCGGCUACGAGUGCAGCUGCCCCGCCGGCUUCGAGGGCAACCCGCGCGUGGCCUGCAGCGACAACGACGAGUGCUCGCGCCACUCCUGCGGCCGCAACGCUCUCUGCGAAAACUUCCCGGGCGCUUUCCGAUGCGUUUGCCCACCAGGUUUCCAAGGCGAUCCUGAUAUUCUUUGCACCGACGUGGAUGAAUGUAAGAGUAGCGAAGCAGUGUGCAGCGCACACGCAGUAUGUACCAACACGGUGGGAAGCUACGUGUGCGCGUGCGAACCCGAAUACACAGGGGACGCGCGCGCGCCCGCCGGCUGUCGUGAUGUCAACGAGUGCGAGAUAUUCGAACGACCUUGCGGCACGCACGCGCUCUGCGAGAACGCCGAACCGGGAUACAACUGCGUGUGUCCCCAGGGAUACAGGGCCAAACCGGAUCCGCAGAUUGCUUGUGAACAGGUUGACGUCAAUACUUUAUGUAAAUCAAACUUUGACUGCACUAAUAAUGCCGAAUGUAUCGAUAGCCAAUGUUUUUGUAAAGAAGGAUUUGAUGCCAAAGGAUCAGUUUGUGUCGACAUCGAUGAAUGCUCUACUAAAGCAACUAUAUGCGGAGAAAAUGCCAUAUGUAUAAAUACACCUGGUGGUUACAACUGUGAAUGCGCUGCUGGAUUUGUAGGAUCGCCACCUCAGAUAGUAUGUCGAGCUCCCUGCGAGGAUGUUAAAUGUGGUGACCACGCAUUAUGCAAGCCCGAUGGAUCUGAAGCUUAUUGUGUAUGCGAGGAUGGCUGGACUUUCGACCCCAUGGAUAUAGCAGCUGGAUGUAUUGAUAUCGAUGAAUGUGAUACCUCAUUAGGACCAGUUGGUCGUUGCGGUGUGAAUUCAAGAUGUACAAACACACUAGGAGGCUUUACAUGCCAAUGUCCCGAUGGCUACUCAGGAGAUGCCUACAAACAAUGCGUUGAUAUUGAUGAGUGUCAAAUAGAAGGUUCCUGUGGGGUUGGAGCUGAUUGUAUCAAUAAAGAUGGUUCCUAUGUAUGUGAAUGUCCUGAAGGAUAUAUACCUGAUCCAGACCCAAGACAACGAUGUGCUGAAAUCCUUGCAUGUAAAAACGAUAAUGAAUGUCCAGGAAACGCUUUGUGUGAUUCCAAUUCCAGAUGUUUGUGCCCAGAUCCCAACAUAGGCAACGAUUGUAGACAUCCUUGUGAAAAUUUACAAUGUGGAAGUAAUUCUGAAUGUCUCUUACAUGACCAAAUAGCACAAUGCACUUGUCGUAGCGGUUUUACUGGUGAUCCAUUAUCUCCUAGUGGGUGUCAAGAUAUUAACGAAUGUGAUGAAAAUCCUUGUGCUAAUGGAGCUGUAUGUAAAAACUUACCUGGACGUUUCCAGUGUGAAUGUCCUGGAAGUUUCAGCGGCGACCCAUACGUUGAUGGUUGUAUAGCUGGAAAGAAUCCUACUGAAUGUAGUAACACCAACCCCUGUCCCCAAGGCGAACAAUGUAUUUUACACGAAGGUGAACACGUUUGUAUUUGUUCUCAAGGAUUUUCUCGUAGCAUAGAAACUGGAUUGUGUGAAGAUGUAAACGAAUGCACACAUCAUGGACGUUCUCCGUGCGGACUAAAUGCAAUUUGUAAGAACUUACCCGGUAGUUAUGAAUGCAAAUGUCCAGCCGAGUAUAGUGGGAAUCCAUACCAUCUCUGUGAAGUUUGUGACGAUAUAAAUUGCCAAUGUCAACCUCCAUAUAAAGUAGUAAAUGGAAAUUGUGUACUAUCUGGUUGUUCUAAGGAUAAUACAUGUGGCAAAGGAGCCGAAUGCAUAAUUAUUUCGGAUGGAGUUAGUUAUUGCGCUUGCCCAGCUGGUUUUUCACAGACUGCCGACGGUGCUUGCGAAGAUAUAGACGAAUGUACAUCAGGUCAACAUGUAUGUGGAUUUGGAGCAGAAUGUGUGAAUACCUUAGGCUCUUUCACAUGUAAGUGUCCCUCUGGUUAUAGUAAAGACUCAAUAUCUGGACAAUGCGCACUGAACCAGAAGAGGUGUAUUAGUGACUCAGAUUGCUUUCCCAACGAAAAAUGUAUUCAACCUGGAAAUUGUGUGUGCCCACCACCAUUCUAUCUAGAUGUAACAGAUGGCCAGAAGUGUAAAAGCCCAUGUGAAAGAUUUACUUGUGGGAUUAACGCAAAAUGUACUCCAAGCGAUCCUCCGCGUUGCAUGUGUAUGUCAGGAUAUGAAGGAGACCCCUAUACUGGCUGCACUAAUAGGAAUGAGUGUCAUAGUGCUCCUUGUGCUUAUGGAGCAAUUUGCCACGAUAGGAAAGGAGGUUAUCAGUGUGAAUGUCCCCAAAAUAUGGUCGGAGACCCAUACAAAGGCGGAUGUACUGUAGAAGAUGGUCCAACACAAAAACAACUAUGUAGUUCAGAUGACCAGUGUCCUAACACCCUUGCGUGUUUAAAUCAUACGUGUGUUUCGCCCUGUAGCAGUGUAUUAUGUGGACCUAAUGCUUUCUGUGAAGUAGAUAAUCAUGCUGCUUGGUGUCGUUGCAAUCCUGGUUAUACCAAGCCCGAAGGAGGAAAAUGCAUAUCAGGGUGCGAUACAUACUCAUGUGCUAUCGGUGCACAAUGUAUAAUAUCAAAGGCUGGCCCGACAUGUGUAUGUCCCGAAGGAACGGUUGGCAAUCCAUUCCCUGGCGGCGCAUGUAGAAGAGACGUGUGUGGGCCGGGAGUGCCAUGCGAGGAGCCGUUAACGUGUGUGGCCGGGCGCUGCAGACAAAGAUGCGACGGAGUUGUGUGCGGCGUCGGGGCUUCAUGUAAUGAAGAUACUGGAAAAUGUGUUUGUAACGCAUUUUUUGUUGGAAACCCUGAUCUUUUGUGUAUGCCACCUAUAUCUCCUCCGGAUUGUGAACCAGGAUGUGGUGAAAAUGCACAUUGUGUUUACGGACAAACGAAUGCCUGCAAAUGUGAUAAAGGUUUUACAGGAAAUCCUUACAAGAAAUGUCUUCCAAGACGGCAAAUAACUUGCGCUAAAACUGCAUGUGGACUUAAUGCUGUAUGUCAACAAACAAGGUCACACGUGGAAUGUUUAUGUCCACCGGGAUAUGUGGGAAAUCCAAACAUACAGUGUAUUGACAUCGACGAAUGUGGCUCGAAACCUUGCGCAGAAAAUGCUAUUUGCAUAAACACUCCUGGAAGCUUUAGCUGUAUCUGUAAAAGUCGAUACGUCGGUAACCCAUACGAAUUGUGUUCACAAGUAUCAAUUUCAAAAUGUAUUGAAGGAAGCAUAUGCACAUGUUCUCAUAACGCUACGUGUCCAGAUGGAUAUAUUUGUGAAAAAUCGAAAUGUGUUGAUGUAUGCCGAAAAAUCAUGUGUGGUCCUAAAGCAAUAUGUGAAGAAGGAAGUUGCCAAUGCUUACCGGGUCAUACUGGUAAUCCUAAUGAUUUACAACGAGGAUGCGUUUCAGAUAAUAGGUGUAUGGUUGACGGAGAUUGUAAAGAUUCAGAAAUUUGUUUCCAAAUUGCGAAAAACGUUCGAAAAUGCGUAGACUCAUGUAGCAAGUUGCAGUGCGGACCAAAUUCUUUGUGUAUAGGAGCAAAUCAUCAAGCACAUUGUAUAUGUGCGGAAGGAUAUGUAGGAAAACCUACAGAUAUAAAAACGGGAUGUCAUCUGCAACAACGAGAGCCAAAUGAAGUAGAAUGUAACGAAAAUGAUGAUUGUACAGAACCACAAGUGUGUGUCCCAGUUGAUGGAUCUACAAAUAGGUGCUUAGAUUUAUGUUCUACUAUUGCAUGCAGUGCCAAUGAAUUAUGUAGAGUGGUAGAUAGAAAUGCUCGAUGUGAAUGUAAAGAUGGUUUCCUAUGGAAUCCGGUUAGCUCUACCUGUGAACAACCGUCUACUCCAGAUUGCGUAAAAGACGAUGAUUGCGAUGAUAACAAAUCUUGUCAAAAAGAUGUAUUGGGAGUCAAUAAAUGUGAAGACAAUUGUUUAUUAUAUACUUGCCCAGAGAACUCAAAAUGUGUCACUAUAAACCAUAAAAGCCAAUGUGUAUGCUUAACCGGAUUUGUUGGAAACCCAAACGAUCGCGAUGGCUGCCUGUUACUAAACAAAAAUCAAUGCACAGACGAUGCUCAAUGUAGGGAAAGUGAAGUAUGUAAAAAUAUUGGUAAUAUAAAGAAAUGUAUACCAGCAUGCCAACAACUCACUUGUGGUCCCAAUGCCGUCUGUGUCACAAAUAAUCAUGUCGCCAAAUGUCAAUGCCCCUCUGGACCAUUUACUGGAAAUCCCAACGAUCUGGAAAAAGGUUGUCAAUCGGUGCCUUGCAUUUACAAUGCUGAUUGUUCAUCGCACGAGCUUUGUAAUAGGAUGACACAUACUUGCAUGAGCGUUUGUACUGAAGACUCUUGUGGCGACAACGCUGUGUGUAUAGCUGAAAAUCAUAAAGCCAACUGUCAGUGCCCAAGCGGAUACAGAGCGGAUCCAUUACCGGAAGUAAACUGUAAAAAAAUGGAAGUAUGUAAUCCAAACCCUUGCCAUCCAACAGCCAUAUGUGAACCACGACUCUCAUCAUAUGUGUGUAAAUGCCCAUUUGGACUCAUCGGGGACCCAAAAACAAGUGGCUGCCGAAAACAAGACGAGUGUACUAAUGGUGAUGAAGAUUGUCCAUCAGAAGCAGUGUGUGUAAACGGACGUUGCGUCAACCCUUGCGAUGGAGCCUGCGGUAUAAAUUCACUGUGUAAAAUAGUUGAUAGAAAAGCCAUUUGUAUUUGUCCUGAUGGAUACGAAAGCAUACCUGGCGGAAAUGCAUGCAAGAAAAAGUUACUGGUAUGUAAUAGUGAACUUGACUGCGACGGAGACAUUUGUUCAAACGGCCAAUGUUUCACUGCUUGCAAAAACUCAAGUCAUUGUGACCCCGGCGACUUGUGUUCGAAAAAUCUGUGCGUAACACAAUGUAAUAAAAACACUCAAUGUGGAAUUGGACAAGCUUGCGUCGGAGGCCAAUGUUUGAUUGGAUGCAGAAGUAAUGAAGACUGUCCCAGUGACGAAGCUUGUAUCAAUAAUAAAUGCGCAAACCCCUGUUUAGCAACACGUGUAUGCGGUCCUAAUGCCAUAUGUUCAAGAAUUAAUCACAGCACAAAAUGCGAGUGCCCGCUUGGAUUCGAGGGGGCACCAACACCACAGCAAGGAUGCGUAAGGAAACCAAGUUCUUGCGUUCGAACCUCAGAAUGCCCACCUGAUCAUAUGUGCAUAGGAUUGUUAUGUCAAGUUCCUUGUCAAGAUAAUUCAGGUUGUGCUAUUGGAGAAAAAUGUAGUGACAAUAAGUGUCUUAAAAUCUGCCAUUCAAGUAGUAAUUGUUUACAUGGGGAGCAUUGCAGUUCCGGAGUAUGUAUAGCUGGAUGUAAAACAGAAUCCGAUUGCUUGAAUAAUCAAAUAUGUAAAUCGUCAGAAUGCCAGUGUUCACCCGGAUUUGAAAUGGUUGAAGAUGAAUGUAUCAAUAUUGAUGAAUGUGGUAACAGUCCAUGCCACCCAUCGGCACAGUGUGUAGAUAUUCCUGGAUCAUUUAAAUGUGUCUGUGCAACAGGUGCAGUUGGUGAUCCUUACAAAACAGGAUGUUUGUUACCAAAUCAAUGCAGAAAUGACAAUCAAUGUGAAGAAUCUCUUGCUUGUUUAAAAGGAAAAUGUUCAAACCCGUGUCAAAAUAAAGCAUGUGGGUUUAAUGCUUUAUGCUCAGUUGUUAAACAUAGAGUAACAUGCGAUUGUGAAAAAGGCUAUUUGGGAAAUCCAUUCGAUAAGAAUAUUGGAUGUUUCAAAGUAGAAUGUGUAGAGGAUUCCGACUGUUCUGAUGAUAAAUUUUGUAAUGCAAAAAAUAAUAAAUGUUCAGACAAAUGUGACGAAUUUUUAUGUCAAGGUGGCACAUGCAAAAUAGAAGAACACAAAGCCUUAUGCAGUUGUCCAUUUGGAUAUGAAUUGAUUAAUAAUGUAUGUGAAGAUGUCAACGAAUGCUUGAAUAACCCAUGUCCUUUGAAUUCAAAGUGUCAAAAUAGUCCAGGUUCAUUUUCUUGUAAUUGUGUCAAUGGCACAAUACUCGACGCGACUAGCGGCAAUUGUCGAAUUCCUGGUGAUUGCUUUUCGGAUGAUGAUUGUUCGGAAAAAACAAAAUGCUUUAAUAACCAUUGCAUCAAUCCAUGUGAAAAACUUUCACCUUGUGGUGAAAACGCUGAAUGUAUUGUAUCUAAACAUGAACCAACUUGCGAAUGUCCACCAGACAGUCAAGGCGAUCCGUACAAAAAAUGUAUUAAGUUCCAAUGCACCAAAGAUUCUGAUUGCUCGUUACAAGAAGCCUGCGUCAAUUAUAAAUGCAAAAAUUCAUGCAGCAUACCACGAGCUUGUGGGAAAAACGCCAAUUGCGAAUCAAGAAACCACAUAGGGCAUUGUUCCUGUUCUCCCGGUUACACUGGAGACCCAGUAUUAGGAUGUGUUCCAGUUCAAAUCUGCACAGAUGAUAGCAGAUGUUCUUCGGGAACCCGGUGUAUAGAUAACUUGUGUGUUGGUUUGUGUAAGAAUUCACGUGAUUGUAUAAACGACCAAGUAUGCAUACAAGGAACUUGUCGCAGUACAUGUGAAUCCAAUAGCACGUGUCCCGAUUUCCAAUUUUGUUUAAACAGAAUCUGUAGCAAAGAAAUGCACUGUACGUCGAAUAAUGAUUGUUCCGAUGAUGAAAUGUGCUCUAUGGGUAGAAACGGUAUACCACAAUGUGUACGCGUGUGCGAAAAACAUCCAUGCGGAAGGCAAGCUACUUGUGCUGGUCAAAACCACCAAGCUGUAUGUUCAUGUCGACAAGGAUUCUUUGGAGAUCCCCUUCAAGUUUGUAAAAGAAAGCAAUGUGACUCAGACACGGAUUGUUCAGAUGACAAAUUAUGUGAUAAAAAUAUGUGCAAAAUUGCAUGUUUAGUUGGAAACGAUUGUAGUGAUAAUUCGAUUUGUUCAUCAGAGAAACAUAAACAUGUUUGUUAUUGUCAGCCUGGUUAUACGGGUAAUCCUUUGAAGGGAUGUACUCCAAUAAAUUGGUGUACUUCAAAUCCAUGUGGCAACGGUGCCGAAUGUAAAAACACGCGAGAUCGAGCCCAAUGUAUUUGCCCGGACGGAGCUGUUGGCGACCCGUAUGGGGAAGGGUGUCGCAAGUCACAGGAAUGUCGUCUAAACAGAGACUGUCCAGCGGUUGCCCGCUGUACCCUAGUAGAUGGCAUUAGAAAGUGCACAGACGCAUGUGAAAAUGUUAAAUGUGGGCUUAAUGCAGAAUGUGUUGCAUUACGACAUACAGGACAAUGUAAAUGCAAAACUGGUUACGUAGGAAACGCUGUAGGAGAGAACGGUUGUCGUCUUCGUGAAAUUUCUUGUUCUGGUAAAACUGACUGUCCAAAUGAUUACUACUGUCACAAAGGAACAUGUAAAGGUUUAUGUCUCAUGGAUGAGGAGUGCAGCUCAACUGAAAAGUGUUUCAAUGGUCAAUGUGUUGAACCCUGUCAAGCUGAAAAGGCCUGUGGGUUGAAUGCUUUGUGUCGUACGGAAAAUCAUGUUUUACAAUGUAGUUGUCCAUAUGGUUUCACGGGCAAUCAAGACGUAGAAUGUGUAAGAAUGCCAAGACUAUGUGGCGGUGCCGGUGAAUGUGAAACCGGCUACACUUGUCAAGACUCCAUGUGUUUGCCAAAUUGUAACAUCGACGAAGAGUGCGCUAUGAAUGAGAGGUGUUCUAAAGGAGUGUGCCUAUUAACUUGUCGCGUGGAUAAUGAUUGCUUCCUGGGACAUAUCUGUUUAGAAAACAGUUGUCAGUAUGGAUGUAGACAUAAUGAGGACUGCGGCCCAGAAGAAUUUUGUAACAACAAUUUCUGUCAAAACCCUUGUGCUACUGAUGUUAAUCCAUGCGGGCCGAAUGCACUGUGUACGGUAUCUGAUAGGAAAGCAACGUGCUCUUGUUUAGAAGAUUUAAUACCAAACCCCACACCCAACAUCGGAUGUGUAAGAGCACCAUCUCCAACGUGCCGUAAGCAUACAGAUUGUGCAAAUGGUUGGAGAUGUGAAGAUGAUCGCUGUAGACCUGCAUGUAACGCAGAUAGCUCAGAGUGCUUGCAGGGCGAACGAUGUGAUUCAGGUGUUUGUCGUUACGCUUGCGCCUCUGACGAACACUGUUCGGAUGACGAAGUUUGCGAUGGAAGAUUAUGUAUUACGGGAUGUAGAUCUAAUUCUCACUGUGCCAGUAACUUGGCGUGUAUAUCAGGCCAGUGUGUCGAUCCUUGUAUUAAACCAGCUGCAUGUGGUGCGAAUGCUCUUUGUGGAACGAAAGAUCAUCAACCCGUAUGUUCAUGUCCCAAAUCAUUAGUUGGAGAUCCAAAAUCAGUCUGUCGACGGGUACCCACAUCAUGCGAUUCGAACAAAAACUGUCCUGAUAGAUUUAGUUGUUAUGGCGAUACUUGUCACCCGUCUUGCAGAAGUGAUGUUGUUUGUUUAUCCAAUGAAAAGUGCAUUCGAGGAAUAUGCAGAGUAGUUUGCAACAGUGAUGAUGCCUGUAGUGAGGGUCACAUUUGCGAAAAUAGAAUUUGCAAACAAGGAUGUCGUGAUGAUAACGCCUGUGAUACUAACCAAGCUUGCAUUAAUGGUCAAUGCAAAGAUCCAUGUAAAGACGGCGGUGCUUGCGGCAUUUGUUCAGACUGUCAAGUACUUAACCACAGAGCCCAGUGUAGUUGUUCAAGCAAUUACACCGGGAAUCCACUUGUAGAAUGCAAGAGAAAAACAUUAGCAUGUGACGGAUUUUGCCCUUGUGAUGAUAGCGGGUACUGUGUUUCACUAUGUGAAGAGAAUAGAGACUGUUCUUGUGGUGAAAAAUGCUACAAUGGUGGUUGUAGGUUACUCUGCUCCCCCAGAAAUAAAUGCCCGCAAAGACAAUUAUGUAUAAGGGGUGUUUGUGUACCUGGAUGCAGUAGCGAUAGGGAUUGUGGAGAAGAUAUGUUAUGUUCUUCAAAACUUUGCGUAGAUGCUUGCCGAGAAAAUUCUUGUGGCAAAAACGCAAUUUGUUUAGCAACGAGACACCGAGCAGUUUGCAGUUGUCCCAGUGGAUUUUCGGGUGAUCCCAUAAAAGAAUGCAAAUCUUAUGAAUGUCUUAAAAACGAAGACUGCGGAGCAGAAGAAGAGUGCCAUGAUGAUGGAAAAUGUAAAAAUGUUUGUUCUGGAGCUUGUGGUAUUAACGCAAUUUGCCGCCCGGUAAAUCGUAAUCCACAGUGCUCUUGUCCUCCAAAUUACAUCGGAAAUCCAAAAAUCGAAUGUUCGAAGCCUCCAGCUGGCAGUUGUUUACGAAAUCCUUGUGGUAUAAAUUCACGUUGCCGUGAUUUAGAAGAUGGUAGUUACGAAUGCACAUGUCCUCCCGGAUGUGCUGGCAAUCCCCAGAGGCAAUGUUUCUGUGGCACCAUGGAGCCCUGUGCUUAUAAGACAUGUGGCACAAAUGCACAAUGCCGUAUCGGACAAAACGGAGAAGUACAGUGCUAUUGCCCACGCAAUUAUCCUAACGGCGACCCUAAUAUAGAAUGUGCCCUAGAACGUAGCGUGGUAGAUUGUCGUACUACCGGGUGUGGUAUAAAUGGAGAAUGUUUAAGGGAAGGUGGAGAAUUUGUGUGCCGUUGCAUACCCGGUACUGAAGGACAAGCUGAUAUCGAGUGUCACACCAGUGUUGAAUGCACGAGCGACAAGCAUUGCCCGGUAGACCGCGCGUGCCUCAGCUUGCACUGCGUAGACCCGUGCACGGUGCGCGGUGCGUGUGGCGAAGACGCGCUCUGCGCGCCUUUGAUGCACCGCGCUCAGUGCUCGUGUCCGCAGUGCUACGUGGGGCAGCCGCGCGUGGCCUGCCGCCUGGACCCUACUUGCAAACCCACGGCAGACCUAAACUCCACUUUCACAUGUUCGAAAACAAAAGAGUGUCCAUCAAAACUGGCAUGCGACCUAGACAGUAAUCAGUGCCGUAAUCCGUGCCUGGGCUAUCAAAAUUGUAGAAGAAACCAAAAGUGCGAAGUUAGAAACCACAAACCUAUAUGCGUGUGUAAAAAUGGCUUUGCAUUAAAUGAAAAGGGAGAAUUGACAUGUGCACCGGAACACGCGGAAUGUACACGGGACGAACAGUGCCCAUCCAACGCAGCAUGUCGUAAUUCCAAGUGUGUGAAUCCGUGUUUGGCAUCAAGAGAGCCCGUUUGUCCUGAAGGAAAGCAGUGUGAAGUACAGGAACAUCGCGCUGUUUGUAUAUGCGUAGAAGAUUGCCAUCCGACACUGUCUAUAUGCCUAAGAGAUAAAGGCUGCCCCAACAAUCUAGCGUGUAUAGACUUCGAAUGUAAAGACCCUUGUAAAGACGCUUGUGGUGGUGCUCCAUGUACAGUAGAAGACCACCACCCAGUAUGCAAGUUUUGUCCUAAUGGUUUCACACACGAUGAAAAACGAGGCUGUAUUAAAGCACUAUCGUGCGAGGCUCACGAUCACUGCGGGGAAGGCUUGGCGUGCAUCGACAGCCAGUGCCGAAACCCGUGCGCGCGCGGCGGCCCCUGCGCUCCAGGACAUCACUGUGACGUCGUCAACCACCAACCUGUAUGCUCUAAAGUGUGCCAAUGUCAGACAUCGUCGGACUGCGCAAGAUAUCCUAACACCUUCUGCGACGGCUGCGCUUGCGUUAAAGGAGAUCAACCAACAACCAACUGUGCUCAUUGUCGCCCUGGUGUGCCCUGUGAUCCGUUUUCUGGUGCCUGCAUGGAAAAUGAUCAACCUAAAAAUGUCCUACUAACUGAAACACACACCGAAUCUACUUUCUUUACGACGGACAUAGAUACGGAAUUAACUGACAGUGCUUUAACAAAUAAUUAUACGACCUUUUCAUAUAAUGAACAGAAAGUUACGACUAUUGCUAGUGAAACAGUUCUUGAUGUUACCACUGCAUCAACGAUUAGUAUUUUUGACGAACAGAAAAUGAUCACAAAUCCGAAUAAUUUGGCUACUACACCAGAUACGGAAACUUCAACGUUUGUUACAAAACCGUCAAUUGUUAUUGAAAAUACUGUAGAAAUUACGACAGAUAUCAAUACCUCUGCUAUUGAUGAAACAAAAUCGCACACUGACACGUUUGAAUCAACGCCUGCUGAAACAAAUACAAUGCUCUUAAGUCCAGAUUUAGAAGCUUUCACAACUAUCAUGCCGAAAACUGUUGAACAUUCAACGACUAAAGACUACUCUGUGGAUUCUGAAACAACUAUUGUUUCAGUAACGACGGAAGCGACAGUAUUAUUUACAGAAGAAGAUAAUCAUAGGCCUCAUACAACUCUUGAUUCCGAUGAGCUUAUACAUAGCGGUAGUACUAUUCAUGUUGAAUCAACCGCAAAACCAUCAAUUACAAAGCACAAUGAAGUAAAUGAUACGUUUUUAUCUUCAAAUGAUAGUAAGAAUACAAAAACACCCGAAAAUCAAAGGCAGUUGAAUAAUUUUACUCAAAUUAUAAUGUCAUAUCAUACAACAUCUAAAGAGAUAACAGAAAAAUCCACAACACAAAUAUAUAAGCCUAGUACAGAUUCACCAGAAAAAGUAGAUAUUUCUGUUACUUAUCAGAAAAAUAAUUUCGGCAAAACAACCGAUAUGAACAGCCACAUUUCAACUACGGAUCACACAGAAAAAAACUUUAGCACACAAUUAGACUCAAAUGAAAUGUCAACAGCAAACUACUCAUCGUUAACUUUAACUAGCGAAAUAGAAAGUACUACAAUAUCAAAUAGUGGUGAUGUAGAAACGACUUAUGGUAUUGUAAAAUCAAGUACCGAGGAAACAAAAAGCACUGGACACAAUUUUAAAACUUCACUAAUAUUGGACACUACAACCACGCAAGAAGAAUUAAUAACAAAAAAGACUACUGACAUUUACAGUACUUCUAGUGGUGGUUUUGGGGCAAAAUCUACUGAAUAUUUAGAAACCAAUGAUGAAAAUGGAGCAACGAUAACAUCUAAUGUUUUAGAUCAAUCAACUGGUGGUAUCACAUCAACGGAAUUUGCUGUUACCAGUAGCGAAGAAACUACUUUUACACAAUAUGAUAAAAGUACAACGAGAACAAUACCCACUGAGAAAACUACUGAAGAAAUUUCCCAAAAGGCAACGAUAGAUUACGCAACAGACACCGUAAGUUUUACUGGAAAUACCGAAAAUUUAUUAACAACUUCUACGUCCUUCCUCCCGAAUAGGACCGAAGCAACAACAACUAUUUCACCAGUUACAAUUGAUAAUAAUAGUCAGAAAAAUGCGUAUAAGACAACGCCAGACACAAUCACUCUUAACAGUGAAGAUACACAAACGCUGAUGACCACUGAUGAUACAAAUAAUAAACUAUCACCAGAUAUAAGUUAUAGUACCGAACAAAUACAAACAAUUGAAGUCGGUACUUCACCUUCAGAUUACCUUACAGAAAUUACCUUGCUCAACACAGAUAAAAUAUCUACAAGUUUCACCCACACCACUGGAUCGUUAUCUGAAAUACAAACUGUUAAAAGUUUAUCAAGCUCCACAGCAUCAGUCGACAUCGAUAAUGUUGUUAUAAUUUCAACUGAGUCUACAAUAAAUUCAGAACAGAUAACAAAUAAAUUUGAUGAGCAAUUUACAACUAUGAAAACUUCCGAUAACAAUGAUGAAACUAAAACGGUUAAUCCAUCCACACUAGAAGAAAGUACAAUGAAAAGCUCGAAAGAGACUGAUGGUUAUGAUGACUCAGUAACUCAUAGCUAUACAACUAGUAAAUUGACAUCAACCACCAGUUCAGUUGAUGGUGAUGUAGUCGAAACAAAAUACAUUUCUACGAUGGAGGCAACUAGUAGUACAAGUUUGCCUAUCACUUCGGAUAAUUAUUUAACUGGAUAUGAUGUAACAGAUGACAAAAAUCACGUUUAUACAACGGAGAGUGUAGAAUACUCAGUCAAUACUUUGGAAACACAAUCCACCACUAUAUCACCUCCGAGUUUACCUGUUGAAGAUGACGUAUCGAAAAACCAUACAGAAAUUUUAAAAACAACAAAAACUGAAUCAGAAAGUAGUACUAUGCAAACUGAAAUAACUAAAAACUUAUUGCAAUCUACCACUAUAUCACCUCCGAGAUUACCUGUCGAAGAUGACGUAUCGAAAAACCAUACAGAAAUUUUAAAAACAACAAACACUGAAUCAGAAAGUAGUACCAUGCAAACUGAAAUAACUAAAAAUUUAUUGCCUAGUGCAAUGACAGAAAUUGUUUCCAAUAAACAAACAGAUUUUGAUGUUAGUCUUAAAUAUACCACUUCUUUACAUAAAACAACAACAAAUAAUCCUAUUUCAACAUCAGAUCACACAAUGACUAUGUCAGAUGUUACUAAUGCAGAAAGUAACACACGUGACGCAUUGAGCACUAUUACGGAUAUAUCUGAUACAAUCCAAUCCAGUACCAUUAGCGGGGAAACAACAAAUUUUAAACUAUAUACAAAUAGUGUAAGUAAGUCUACAUCCCCUAAUGAUGUUGAUUCAUAUUUAGAUACCACCAGUUUACCUAGCAGUGAUCUUCCAACACAAACCACAGAAAAGUCUGCUGAAAUUCCUACUACUGUAAUUAUUUCAAAGUCAGGUACAAUACCGGACCAUGAUGAGACAAAGCUUGAUAAUCAUACGUCACAUGUUACCGAGACUGUUUUGCCUCUAACAAAUACAGAUAAUGUAAAUACAGCUGAAAAUAAUGUUGAAUCUACUGUAGAGAAUGCAAUUACAACAUUACCUGCAUUUACAACUGAGGAAACACAAGGAACCACUAAAAUUUAUGACAGGUCUACAGAUUUCAUAACAAAAUAUGUGACAAAUACUUAUGAAGAACCACACAAAAUAGAAAGUACAUCUGAAAUUUCUAAACCUGAUAAAUCCACUGCUUACAGUGAGGGAAUUACCGAUACAUAUGGAAAAACUACAGAAUAUUUCGAAACAACGUCUUACGCUACCACGCAAUUAUAUUCUAAACAUGAUGGUAAUAUACAAAGUACUAGUACCGGUAGUAAUGAUGAAAACACUAUAACUAAUCAAUACAUUGUUACUGAAGCAGUUACAGUAACUGUCGAUGUAACGAAAAGUGACAGCAGAAAUCUGUCUGAAAGUAUUACAACUGAUGAGUUAAAUAAUACUACUACUUUUGUACUUCCCAAUGCAAGCACCAAUACGAUAUUUGAAGAUAAGAGCACACAAAAAAUAACUAGCAAAAUAGUGAUCGAUAUAAGUACAGAAACAUCUACAUUACCUUACGAUUUAAAUAAAGAAAACGAAAUAAAAAAGCUUAGUACUGUAGAAAUGGUCCCGGUAAGUGAACUUACUACAACAGCAGAAAUAGAACUAUCCAGCAUUCAGGAAAAUUAUAGUCAAAUAAUAACUGACAAAGAACAAGUAGAAACAACAACAAAGACAGACAGAGAAGUACUUUUAAGUAAAGCUAGUACAAAUGACAUUCAGAUUACUACUAUGACUUCAGAAGUAGGCACAAAUACACCUUUCAUCGAUAAAGAUGCUAUAGAAAAUGAUAGCAUGAAUAAUACUGAAACUGAAGAAAAGCCCACAGAGAGUUUAAUAUCAGUUACCAAAUUUGUUACUGUUAGUGAUAUAAAUAUUACAGAAACAAGCACACAAAUACCUACAACAGAUACUUACAUUGAAAAUACAAGUGACACUGACAAAACUGAUGAAAAUAAUGGGCCUUCUAUAACUUCCACUGUUAAUUUAGAAAAUAGCAUAUCAACUACAUAUGAGAAAAUUACAACUGACACUGCGCAAACUAUAACGACUCCAAUAAUAGUACCUAUUUCUUUACCUGGGCGAGAUUCUAUUAGUACCACAGAGAUGAGUAUUAAAUCAACCACAAGCCAAGUCGAUGGUACCAUAAUGACUACUGAAAAUGAAAAUGCAGUAAUUAUAACGGAAAGUGAUUUAAUUAACACAGAUUUAAUUACUAGAAAUAUAAAAGAAAUGAUAACUUCAUCUGUAACAGUAGAAAGAACUUUAGAAACCUCAUCGAAAUAUGAUCACGAUAAUAAUGAAAAAACAACGGAACCUACUUCUAUUGUGACGGAAUUUCGUGUAAAUGAAACCUUUUCGACUUCCAGUACUACUGACGUAAAUAUAAAAGUUUCUACAACAAACGUUGAUAGCACACCAACUAGUAAUCACUCUGUUAAUGUACCUAAUGUUAGCACGUCUACGGAUAAUUUGUCUUCUCGUAGUAAAGAUGUUGAUAUUUUCGCUUGGACUGAAUCGACAACUACACCUGACUUGACUUCGACUGAGACAAAUUUAAAGACUGACAUACAUAACAAAAGGUGUGAUAUUAAUUCGCACUGCCCGCUGGAUAAAGCCUGCUUGAACGGAGUAUGCCAGAAUCCGUGCGAGGUGGCGCCAAGUCCAUGUACAAUAAGCACACCCUGUAAAGUAGUCGACCACGCCGCUGUAUGUGUGUGCGAUCAUGAAGCUGGGGACUUCUGUAGAAGAGAAUCACCUGGGACACCUAAAGCACCAGAACCUUGUCAAUCUGAUCGGGACUGUAUAGAGAGUGAAGCCUGUUUUAUGGGAAUAUGUCAAAACCCUUGUGAAUUUAACAUGUGUGGUACUGGAGCCAACUGUCAGCCAGUACUGCAAAGGCCUAUGUGCUCAUGUCCCGCUGGAUAUGAUGGAGAUCCGGCUGUUAAAUGUUCUCCUAAAAAAAUUGGUUGCACUCGAAAUGAAGAUUGUCAAUUGACUGAAGCUUGUAUAAAUAAUGCAUGUCAGCACCCAUGUGCUAUACACAAUCCCUGCGCACAAAACGCUGUCUGUAUAAACACAAAUCAUGGCUCGGAUUGUAGCUGCGUUGAAGGAUACCAAGGGAACGGGUACGUCGGCUGCGUGCCAGUUAAUGAUAAUAAGUCAGUAUGUCAAUAUAAUGAAGACUGUCCACCUGAGUUGUUGUGCGAUAGACUGAACAGAGUAUGUAUAAACCCAUGCACAAUGAACAAAUGCGGAGACAACGCAGAGUGUAUUCCUGCUAAACAUGGAAUUGAAUGCAAAUGCUACGCUGGAUAUACUGGAAAUCCGUUCCUAGAAUGCUAUCAAGUCCAAGGUUGCAGAACUGACAAUGAAUGUGCAAAUUCGGAGGCUUGUAUAAAUGGUAAAUGCGGCUCUCCUUGCCGUUGUGGCGCAAAUGCAAUUUGUGACGUAUUGAAUCAUCGCGCUACAUGCAAAUGCCUCCCAGGCUAUAACGGAAAUCCAACACUUGGUUGUGAACCACCGAGAAACCCUUGUAUCCCAAACCCAUGUGGAAUUAAUGCUUUGUGUGAAAGUGAUAAUGGGAAUCCGAUUUGCUAUUGUCCUAAAGGACUAACAGGAAAUCCCUUUAAAAACUGCAUUCCAGAAGGAAAUGAAUGUGAACCAAACCCGUGCGGACCCUACUCUGGAUGUCGAUUAAUAGAUAACCGCCCGGCGUGUUUCUGUUUGCCAAAUUACGAAGGGAAUCCACCUGCAGAGCCAUGUAGACUUCCAAGCAACCCAUGUAACCCAUCUCCGUGUGGCCCUAACACUCAAUGCACUGUAUUAUCGAAUGGAUUUGCUAAAUGUACUUGUUUAGAUGGAUACAUAGAGAGUCCCAACACAGUUCGAGGUUGUAUUGAAGCACGAAACCCUUGUGAGCCAAAUACUUGUGGUAUCGGAGCACGUUGUGAUCCCAACAGAACUCCCGCUUGUUAUUGUCCAGAUAGUACAGUGGGUAAUCCUUAUAAAUCAUGUAACAAAGGUUAUCUUCCUCCUGCCAUUCUAUGCCAACCAGGGCCUUGUGGACCUAACGCAGAUUGUUAUGUGAGCAGUAACACAGAAAUGUGUUUCUGUAAAACUAAUUUUAUUGGGAAUCCAUAUACAGGCUGCCAACAAAGAAGUAGUCCUUGCACUCCAAAUCCUUGUGGUCCUCAAGCCAUUUGUGAUACCAACUAUAAUGGACAAGCAGUAUGCACAUGCGUUGAAGGUAGCUCAGGUGAUCCAUAUGGUGUAAACGGGUGUCAUUCAAGGGAAUGUGAAGUAGACACUGACUGCAGUAAAAAUAAGGCUUGCAUUGGAUAUACCUGCCGUGAUCCAUGCCCAGGAGUAUGUGGUUUAAAUGCUAAAUGUCAUGUAGAAUUACAUCGUCCUGUUUGCACUUGUGAAGAUGGACUUAUAGGCAAUCCUUUUAUUUGCUGCUUACCGCCGGAAGAUCAAAAAUCAAUAAGACCAUGUAAUAAAGUAGAGUGUGGAAUUAAUGCAAUGUGUCAAGAUGUAGGGGAUGAGGCAUUAUGUCAUUGUCCUCCUGAUUUCUUUGGAGAUCCAACAGUUGAAUGCAAACCACAAUGUUUGAUGAAUUCAGACUGCCCAUCUAACGAAGCUUGCGUAAAUAACAAAUGCCAAGAUCCAUGCACUUUGAACAAUAUUUGCGGAAUUAAUGCAGUUUGUUUGUGUUCAGACCACACUGUUUCGUGUUUAUGUCCUGAUGGAUACAUCGGAGAUCCGAUGACACAAUGUAUCUAUCGACCAAUACUAAUACCACCAGACAACACGACAAGUCAACCAUGUUCACCAAACCCAUGCGACCCAAAUGCACCGUGUGAUACCUACGGCAAUCAGUUUGCGAUUUGUGACGCUUGUGUUGGCCCUGACUCAGUGAAUAAUCCUGCAUGCAGACCAGAAUGCAUACUGAGUUCAGACUGUGCAUUCAAUAAAGCUUGUUUAAGAAACAGAUGUGUGGACCCCUGUCCAGGAUCUUGUGGUAUCGAUGCAGAGUGUAUGGUUUAUCAUCAUGAUCCCAUUUGCCGAUGCCCCAAAGGAUUCCAAGGAAAUCCCUACGAGCUUUGUAAACUAACAACAAAUCCUGUGGAACAAGAAAACUGUGACAAUGUCCGGUGUGGAGAUAAUGCCAUCUGCCAGGAAAUAAAUGGUGCACUAACAUGCACAUGUUUACCAAAUUUCUUCGGAAACCCAUAUUUGUCUUGUCGUCCUGAGUGCGUUGUAAAUAGCGAUUGUUCUCCUGAUUUAGCAUGUUUAAAUAACAAAUGCGAAGACCCCUGCCAUAAUGUAUGUGGCUUGGGAGCAUUAUGUAAAACAGUCAAUCAUCACGCAGUUUGUUAUUGUGAACCGGGAUUCACAGGAGAUCCUUACAUUAGAUGUCAAAGUACACCAAUUACUCCACCUGUUUUAUCAACUUGUGAUCCAUCGCCAUGUGGUCCGUACAGUCGCUGUCUUAUAUCACCUUCUGGAUUUGCAGUCUGUUCAUGCUUACCAGGACACCGAGGAGUUGCGCCUAUGUGUCAACCUGAAUGCGUGAGCAAUUCCGACUGUCAACAAACGGAAAUAUGUGUCAAUCAAAGAUGUUCAAAUCCAUGCCAAGGUAGUUGUGGUGUCAACGCAGAAUGUAUUACAAUAAAUCAUAAUCCUAUAUGUAGCUGUGGCGCCAAAAGAACCGGAGAUCCAUUCGUAGCGUGUACAGAAAUUACAGACGAGCCUGUUCAAAGAAAUCCAUGUGUACCAUCUCCAUGUGGACCAAAUUCAGUGUGUGAGGUCGUAUCUGACCGACCAGUCUGCUCAUGUCGACCCAAUUAUUCGGGAACGCCACCUUAUUGUAGACCAGAAUGUGUUAUAAGUCAAGAAUGUCCAUCUCACCAGGCUUGUAUCAACGAAAAAUGCGUAGACCCGUGCACAAAUGCAUGCGGAAACAAUGCAAAGUGUAACGUUGUUAACCACACACCAUUAUGUAGUUGCCUGGAAGGGUACAAAGGUGACGCAUUUGUUGGAUGUGUUGCAAUACCAAUAGUAGACAUUAAAACACCAUGUGAACCAUCGCCCUGCGGAGAAAACACAAUAUGUACUGUUGUAAAUGAUGUUGCACGCUGUUCAUGCAUACCACCAAAUAUUGGAAAUCCCUAUGCAGGUGGUUGUAGACCUGAAUGUUCAAUAAAUUCUGACUGUCCUAAUCAUCUGGCCUGUUUAUCAAAUCACUGUCGGGAUCCCUGCAAAGACCUAUGCGGUGUGAAUGCUGAAUGUACAGUUACCAAUCACGUUCCUGUCUGUACAUGCUUCAAGGGUUAUGAAGGAAAUCCGUUUUCGUCAUGUCGCGAAGAAUAUAAGCCUCCAUAUCCUCCAUUGAAUCCUUGUGAACCAUCGCCAUGUGGACCAAACAGCGAAUGUAACGUCGUUAGUGAUCGCCCUGUUUGCGUUUGCCAACCCGGAUUCUUAGGCGCGCCUCCCGCAUGCCGCCCGGAAUGUGCUGUGAAUUCAGAUUGUCCAGCGAACAAAGCUUGCAUCAAUCUCAAAUGCAAAGAUCCUUGUGUACAUAGCUGCGGUUUGGAUGCAAGAUGCCAUGUGGUCGGUCAUAAUCCAAUUUGCACCUGCCCUGAAAAUCUUCCUGAAGGCGAUCCUUUCAUCAGAUGUUUCCGAAAAAAUAUUUCGUAUCCAGCUCCUGACCCAUGUCUUCCAUCUCCCUGUGGACCGUAUUCUACAUGUCGCAACGUCAAUGGUAGAGCAACCUGCUCUUGUGAACCAGGCAUGCUUGGUGCCCCACCAACAUGUCGGCGACAAUGUGUCAUCAAUCAAGACUGCCCUCUAGCACUCGCCUGCCUCUCUGGUUCUUGUGUCAACCCCUGUGUUGGAUCCUGCGGUUUCAACGCUCGCUGUAUAGUGCAAAAUCACCAGCCAAUAUGCUCUUGCGACGACGGCUACUCCGGAGAUCCGUUCGCUGGUUGCAGUCGUACUGAGGUUCCAAAAGAUCUGCCACGUCAUCCUUGUAAUCCAUCACCAUGUGGACCUAACGCCAUAUGUCGUGAGAGAGAUGGUGCUGGUUCAUGUACUUGUAUAGAUGAAUUUUAUGGCGACCCGUACUUAGGUUGCCGCCCAGAAUGUGUCAUGAACACUGACUGCGCUAUGGAUAGAUCUUGUUUCAAUAACAAAUGUGUGGAUCCUUGUUCUGGCGCUUGUGGACAGAAUGCUGAAUGUAGAGUCACAAACCACGCACCAUCAUGUUCUUGCUUGCCUGGAUAUAAUGGAAAUCCUCUUCAUGCAUGUACUCCUGUUCCGAUUCUUCAAGAACCUGUAAAUCCAUGUCAACCUUCGCCUUGCGGACCGUACAGCAGAUGUCGUAUCUUUAAUGGGCAUGCUGUAUGUACGUGUUUGGAUAUAUGUGUCGGUUCUCCACCAAAUUGUCGACCGGAAUGUAUAGUUAGUUCUGAUUGUCGAUCUGACAAAGCGUGUAUUAAUCAAAAAUGUCAAGACCCAUGUGCCGGAAUGUGUGGUAUCGACGCUCAAUGUCAAGUUGUAAACCAUAACCCAAUCUGCAGUUGUUUGAACGGAUAUACCGGUGAUCCAUUUGUUAAAUGCUUCAUCGACAGACCGAUGAUCCCUAUAAAUAGUUGCAUUCCCAGUCCAUGUGGUCCUAAUUCUCAAUGCAAUGAAGUAAACGGUGUACCAGUUUGUUCAUGUCUACGCAACUACGUGGGUCGCCCUCCUAAUUGUAGACCGGAAUGCGUCAUAGAUGUCGAAUGUCCAGGAAAUUUAGCUUGUAUAUCAGAAAUAUGUAGCGACCCUUGUCCUGGUUCAUGCGGAUUUCAUGCAACUUGUACUGUUGUGAAGCACGUACCAAUUUGUACGUGUGAUCAUGGAUAUACUGGAGAUCCCUUCUCUGGCUGCUCAGUCGUGCCACCAAUUGAACCUCAAGUAGUCAGUCCAUGUUCGUUAUCUCCUUGUGGAGCGAAUGCAGUAUGCAAAGAAAGACACGGCAUUGGGUCAUGUUCAUGUUUGCCUGAUUAUUAUGGCGAUCCUUAUAUUGAAUGCCGACCUGAAUGCGUAUUAAAUUCAGAUUGUCCCAAAGACAAAGCUUGCGCUAAUAACAAAUGUAAAGAUCCAUGCCCAGGAGUCUGUGGCAUGUAUGCAGAAUGUCGCGUCAAUAAUCAUGCUCCAUCGUGCGCAUGUUUACCUGGAUAUGAAGGAAAUCCGUUCACAUCUUGUUACAUAAGGAACAACGAUAUUCCGACUGACCCGUGUUCUCCUUCGCCAUGCGGCCCCUACAGUAUAUGUCGCGUAAGCGAUUCACAUGCGAUAUGCUCAUGCCAAGAACAAUAUUUCGGAUCACCACCAUUUUGCCGUCCAGAAUGUAUGGUCAGCAGUGAAUGUAUGCCAAAUAAAGCGUGUAUUAAUCAAAAAUGCGUAGACCCAUGCAUUGGAGCAUGUGGCAAUAAUGCCAAAUGCACUGUAGUAAAUCACAAUGCUUUAUGCAGUUGCCCGCAAAAUUACAUUGGAGAUCCGUUUGUGCAAUGCACUUUUGAAAAACGACCGGAACCUAGACCUUCUGCCAACCCAUGUGUUCCUUCACCUUGUGGACCAAAUUCGCAAUGUCGCAUAGUAGGAGAAACGCCUGCUUGUUCAUGCCAGCCAGGGUAUAUUGGCAGAGCACCUAAUUGCCGCCCAGAAUGUAUAUAUGACGAAGAAUGUCCAAGCAAUCUUGCAUGUAUACGUGAAAAAUGUGUAAGCCCAUGCGAAGGAUCUUGUGGAUCAAAUGCUGAAUGUGUCGUCAUUAAUCAUAAAGCUGUUUGUCACUGCCGGGAGAGCUAUACUGGUGAUCCAUUUAGUGGUUGUCGUUUUAUUGUGACUAUACCCAAUGACGAAGAUACAAAUCCAUGUAAUCCAUCUCCAUGCGGCCCUAAUUCACUUUGCACAGAAAGAAAUAACGCUGGUGCUUGUACAUGCCAGCCAGGAUAUUUUGGAGAUCCCUACCUUGGCUGCCGCCCUGAAUGCGUAACAAAUAACGAUUGUCCACUAGAUAAAUCGUGUUCAAAUAACAAGUGUAUUAAUCCAUGUCAAGGAGCAUGUGGAAUUAAUGCUCAGUGUACGGUAGCCCAUCAUACACCAGUUUGUUUGUGUAUUGAAGGUUACGAAGGAAAUCCUGCUAGCUCAUGUCAUCCACAGCGACAGCCGUCUCUAGCAGAUGUUAAUCCAUGCGUGCCAUCACCUUGCGGACCUUAUAGUACAUGCAAAGAAAUAAACGGGCAUGGCGUAUGUUCAUGUCAAGAAGGUUAUAGUGGAUCGCCACCUACUUGUAGGCCAGAGUGCGUAAUCAGCACAGAUUGUCCACAACAUCAAGCAUGUAUACGACAGAAAUGUAAAGAUCCAUGUCCUGGAACGUGUGGAGUCAAUGCUAGGUGUCAAACCAUUAACCAUAAUCCGAUAUGCACCUGUAAAGCUGGCUUCACAGGCGAUCCAUUCGUUACAUGUCAUUUAGACAAAAAACCUAUCUCUAUGGGGCCUAAAGGAAAUCCAUGUGUACCUUCACCGUGCGGUCCUUAUUCACAAUGUAAAGUAGUUGGAGAAGCGCCUGCAUGUUCAUGCUUACCAAAUUAUAUAGGUGUUGCACCAAACUGUAGACCAGAAUGUUCUAUCAAUGCAGAGUGUCCUGGUAAUCUUGCAUGCCAAAAUGAAAGAUGUGUAGAUCCAUGUCCGGGUUCUUGUGGUUUCAAUGCUGAAUGUUCUGUAGCAACUCAUGUAGCGUUAUGUAAUUGUAUACCAGGGUAUACAGGUGAUCCAUUUAGCGGAUGCUCAGAAAUAGAACGUGUGUCAGAACCGCCACCAAAUCCUUGCAAUCCAUCACCAUGUGGGGCAAAUGCAUUAUGUAAAGAAAGAAAUGGGAUUGGUUCUUGUACAUGCUUACCAGAAUAUUUCGGAGACCCAUACACGGGAUGUCGACCUGAAUGUGUAUCAAAUUCGGAUUGUGAUCGUAAUAAGGCAUGUUCAAACAAUAGAUGUAAAGAUCCAUGCCCAGGAGCUUGUGGCAUUAAUGCUGAAUGUAGAACUGUUAAUCAUUCACCUAUUUGUACGUGCCUUACUGGUUACAGUGGUAAUCCGCUCGUAAGAUGUGAAGUAGAAAUUAAAGUUGUAAACAUUGAUCCCUGUCAGCCUUCACCUUGCGGACCAAACAGUCUCUGUCGAGUGGUAAAUGGGCAUAGCGUUUGUACUUGUGAUAAUGGAUAUAUUGGGACACCGCCAUCAUGUCGCCCUGAAUGCAUUGUCAGUUCAGAAUGUCCUCAAGACAAAGCCUGCGUUAACAAGAAAUGCAUUGAUCCUUGCCCGAACACUUGUGGCCUUAAUGCUCGUUGCCAAGUCAUAACGCAUAAUCCAAUUUGUAGUUGCACACCAGGAUAUACCGGUGAUCCGUUUACAAGAUGUGAUUUGGAAGGAAAAAUUACCAAUACUACCUGUUCGCCAUCGCCUUGUGGGCCAAAUUCAGAAUGUCGAGUUAUUGGAGAUCAGGCUGCUUGUUCAUGUUUACCUAAUUACAUAGGAAGGGUUCCAAAUUGUAGACCAGAAUGUACUAUAGAUGCUGAAUGUCCUAGCAAUACAGCAUGUAUAAAUGAGAGAUGUAAAAACCCAUGUCAAGGAGCUUGCGGAGUGAAUGCUAUAUGUUUGACAGUUUAUCAUAAACCAGUUUGUAGUUGUCAGGAUAGGUAUACUGGAGAUGCUUACACAAAUUGCAUUGAAAUUGUUAUGCCAGAAUCGGCAGUGACACCAUCAUCUAGUCCAUGUUCUCCAUCCCCUUGUGGACCAAAUGCUGAAUGCCGUGAGCAUAAUGGAGCUGGUGCGUGUGUUUGCUCCGAAGGAUAUGAAGGGGACCCUUACAGUCCUCAAGGUUGCCGUAGGGAAUGUGAAAACAACGAUGAAUGCUCGCCAAACCUAGCAUGUAUAAGAUUUAAAUGUAUUGAUCCAUGCCCAAGAACGUGUGGUCAAAUGGCGCAAUGCAUUGUUGAAAAUCAUGUUCCUAUUUGCACUUGUCCAAGAGGGUAUUCAGGAGAUCCAUUCUUUGAAUGCAAGCGAAUAGUGUUACCACCUGCUCCUCCACAAUCACCAUGCGAACCUACUCCUUGUGGACCAAAUAGUGUAUGCCAACAAAUAAAUAUGCAAGCAGUUUGUUCCUGCCUUCCUAACUACGUAGGAUUACCGCCUUCAUGUAGACCGGAAUGUGUGGUCAAUAGUGAAUGCGACACUUCAAAAGCUUGCAUAAAUCAAAGGUGUGACGAUCCUUGCCCCAAUACUUGUGGAUUACGAGCUCACUGUUUAGUGAGAAACCAUAACCCAAUAUGUACAUGUCCUGGAGGCAUGACAGGAGAUCCAUUCACUCAAUGCUAUCCGAUUGAACCAAUCACAGAACGUCCACCAUCUUGCACACCAUCACCAUGUGGACCUAAUUCCCGAUGUCAAUUAUUAGCUACCGGUCCAGCUUGUUCGUGUUUACCAGGCUAUACAGGAUCACCGCCUGCUUGUAGACCUGAAUGUACUAUCAAUUCAGAAUGUCCCGCAUCAUUAGCGUGUCUUCGCCAGAAAUGUGAAGAUCCAUGUCCAGGAUCAUGCGGUAUUGAUGCCAACUGCCAUGUUCUCAAUCAUGUAGCAGUAUGUGUUUGUAACGAGGGCUACACUGGUGAUCCUUUCACUAGAUGCUUAGCUAUAACUGAAGAUCCGACGACUGCUAUUCCAUCAGAUCCAUGUAAUCCAUCACCUUGUGGUCCGAACGCCCAAUGUGAUAAUGGUUUAUGUACUUGCUUAUUAGACUACACCGGAAACCCAUAUGAAUCAUGCAGGCCUGAAUGUACAGGAAGUCAAGAAUGUCCAAGAGAUAAAGCUUGUUUUAGAAAUAAAUGCCGUGAUCCUUGUCCUGGAGUGUGUGGUCAAAAUACUAAAUGUGAUGUUAUAAACCACAUACCAACAUGUUCAUGCAUCGCAGGCUUUACAGGCAAUCCGUUUAUACAUUGUCAACCUAUAGAAGAUAAACCAGCUCCAAGAAACCCUUGUAAUCCAUCAAUUUGUGGACCAAAUAGUUUAUGCAGACUGACAUCAAAUAAUACAGCAGCCUGUGCUUGCAUUGAAGGCUUCCAGGGAUCUCCUCCAAUGUGUAAACCGGAAUGUGUUGUUAGUUCUGAAUGUCCAUCUACGAAAGCAUGUAUCAACCAAAAAUGCAUUAAUCCGUGUAUCAAUGCUUGUGGGGUCUCAGCAAGAUGUGAAGUGAUCAACCAUAGCCCAAUUUGCAGUUGUAAUCCAGGACAAACUGGAGAUCCAUUUAAGAACUGUUAUGAUGUUGUACAAACACCACCGGAACCAGUGGACAUAUGUAAUCCUUCGCCUUGUGGUCCAAACUCUCUUUGCAUCGAAAGAAACGGAAAACCGAAAUGUAGAUGUGUCGAUAAUUAUAUUGGUCAGCCACCAAAUUGCCGACCAGAGUGUGUAAUUAAUUCAGACUGUCCGUCUAAUCAAGCUUGUGUAAUGAGUAAAUGUAUAGAUCCAUGUCCUGGUUCAUGUGGCAUAAACGCUGAUUGUAUAGUUGUUAGUCACAUGGUCUCGUGUAUUUGUAGAGAAAAAUAUACAGGCAAUCCAUUCUUGCAGUGUAUACCACAUGAAGAAAUUGUAGCACAGCCAUGUGAUCCAUCACCUUGUGGCGCAAACGCAAUCUGUAAUCAAAGAGACGGUGCUGGUUCUUGCUCAUGUUUGGAGGGCUAUCAAGGCAAUCCUUACGAAGGCUGCCGCCCCGAGUGUGUAUUGAGUUCAGAUUGUUCUGCUGACAAAGCUUGUAUAAGAAACAAAUGUGCGAAUCCAUGUCCUGGAAUCUGUGGUGCAAAUGCUGAAUGCUCAGUAAUUAAUCACGUUCCUUCUUGCGCUUGUAUAACUGGUUAUUCUGGAAAUCCUUUCGAGCAAUGUAAGAUAAAUGAAGUAGUAGAACGCAGUAGACCCUGUCAACCAUCGCCUUGUGGUCCUAACAGUAUUUGCAGAGAAAAUGGAGGAUUAGCAUCUUGUGAAUGUCUUCCUGACUACAGAGGUGCUCCUCCGGAUUGUAGACCAGAAUGUACUGUUAGUAGCGAAUGCCCAUCAGAUCGCGCCUGCCAUAGAAUGAAAUGUGCUGAUCCUUGCCGAGGAACUUGUGGUAUUGGUGCUCACUGCCAGGUUAUCAAUCAUAGUCCACUGUGUAGCUGCCCAAUAGGUACCAGCGGUGAUCCAUUUACAAGGUGCUAUGAGUUGCCUGAUACGCCACCUCCAGUGCAAACACAGCCAUGCCAACCUAAUCCUUGCGGACCCUACAGCGAGUGUCGUCCGGUUAAUGGCAAUCCAUCAUGUUCGUGUAGCCCAGGAUACACAGGGAUUCCACCAAAUUGUCACCCUGAAUGUCUUGUAAAUACUGAUUGUCCAUCACAUCAAGCAUGUAUUGCAGAAAAAUGUACUAACCCAUGCGAAGGUUCAUGUGGAUUCAGAGCAGAAUGCCGCGUACAUAAUCACAUACCAUUAUGUAGUUGUCCUACCGGAUAUUCUGGAGAUCCAUUUAUACAGUGUAUGGAAAUAAUAGUUCCUCCACCAUCUUCUACUGACCCAUGUAAUCCAUCACCUUGUGGCAGCAAUGCCAAUUGUGAUGCAGGCGUUUGCACAUGUGCAACUGGAUACUUCGGUGAUCCAUAUGCGGGUUGUCGUCACGAAUGUUCAACUAAUGGGGAAUGUUCGCCAACGCGAGCUUGUCAAGGAGGACACUGCAUUGAUCCAUGUCCAGGGGCUUGCGGAACAGGCGCUCGGUGUACAGUUAACAACCACAUUCCAUCGUGUACCUGUCCAUCUGGUACCUCUGGAGAUCCGUUCUCCUACUGUACAGAAAUAGUCCCGCCUACUGAUGUUCCAGGACGAUCAGCAUGUUCGCCAUCACCGUGUGGUCCUUACAGCGAAUGUACAGUAAGCGCAAAUGGAGCUGCGGCUUGUUCUUGUCGCGCCGGACAUAUUGGCUCACCACCUUCAUGCCGCCCUGAAUGCCUUGUCAGUUCCGAAUGUAAACUGCAGCAAGCCUGUAUUGACCGCCGAUGCCGCGACCCUUGUGAGGGGGCGUGCGGUCGCGGAGCCCAAUGUAAUGUUAUUGCCCAUUCACCAAUUUGUACUUGCAAUGAUGGAUAUACUGGGGAUCCAUUCACUUAUUGUUAUCCGGCACCAGCACUUCCUGAGCAGCCAGUUAAUCCAUGUGAGCCGUCGCCUUGUGGACCAAACUCUAUCUGUGUAAAAUCUGGAGAAACACCGGCAUGUAGCUGUCAGCCUGGAUAUAUUGGAAGCCCACCCAACUGCCGCCCUGAAUGUACUAUAAGCGCAGAAUGCCCAGCCGCCUUUGCUUGCGUCGCAUUACGGUGUAAAAACCCGUGCGAACAGGCCUGCGGCCCGAACGCAAUAUGUUCAGUCGUAGACCAUCGUGCGACUUGUGCAUGCGAACCAGGUCUAGAGGGUGAUCCAUUCCAGGGUUGUUCCCCGCCAAGAGCUCCAUCAAAGGUCGAAUAUCUAAACCCAUGUGAGCCUUCACCUUGUGGUAUAAAUGCAGAAUGUAAAGUGCAAGGAAACGCUGGAUCAUGUACUUGUCUACCGGAUUAUUUUGGUGAUCCGUAUCAAGGAUGUAGACCGGAAUGUUUGGCUGAUUCUGAUUGUUCCUUACAAUUAGCGUGUAUUCGGAACAAAUGUACUGAUCCAUGUCCUGGCGUCUGCGGAUAUAAUGCAGAAUGUUAUGUUAAUAACCACAAACCAACAUGUAAUUGUAGAAUUGGUUUUACUGGAAAUCCGUUUUCAAUUUGCUCAGUCUUACCGGAACGAGACUUGACAGUAAUCAACGUGUGUAGCCCCUCUCCUUGUGGAGCAAAUUCUGUUUGUAAGGAAAUUAAUAAUCAACCAGUGUGCUCAUGUCUUCCGGAGUAUCUGGGAUCACCUCCAAAUUGCAAACCAGAAUGUAUAGUAAAUUCUGAGUGUGAUUCAAAUAGAGCAUGCGUCAAUCAAAGAUGUGUUAACCCUUGCCCUAAACCAUGUGGUCAAAACACGGAGUGUAAAGUUAUAAGGCACAGUCCUGUAUGUUCAUGUCGACCAGGGUAUUCCGGAAAUCCAUUUACAGUAUGCUCGUUAGUAUUCCAAACAUCUCCGGUCAUAGCAGCACCUACAGAUCCUUGUGCACCAUCACCAUGUGGAUUGUAUGCAGAAUGCCGUAAUAAUAAUGGCCUAGCAUCUUGUUCAUGUAUGCCGUCAUAUAUUGGUUCGCCGCCAUAUUGUAAACCAGAAUGCGUUAUACAUUCAGAUUGUACUAGUGACCAAGCGUGUGUAGCAGAGAAAUGUCGGAACCCUUGCGAGGGCUCAUGUGGCCUAUAUGCGAAAUGCUUUGUAAACAAUCAUGUUCCAGUGUGUUUAUGCCCAGAUGGAUUUACAGGAGAUCCUUUCAGUCAGUGCAAACCGCUACCUGUAGAAGAUACACCACUAGCCCCUCUAGAUCCAUGCCAGGCUUGCGGACCAAAUUCUGUGUGCAGAAAUGGAGUUUGUUCAUGCACAGAAGGGUAUCAUGGUGACCCGCAUCUUGGUUGUCGGCCUGAAUGUGUAUACAAUUCGGAUUGUCCUUCUGACAAAGGCUGCCAAAGAAAUAAGUGUGUGGAUCCAUGUGUUGGAACUUGUGGAUUAAAUGCAAAUUGCAUUGUGCGGAACCAUAUACCAAUGUGUACAUGUAUAAAGGGAAUGAGUGGCAACGCAUUCGUGGAAUGUCGACCAUCUAUAGCUGUUGCUGAAAAUCCUUGCAAUCCAUCUCCUUGUGGGCCUAAUAGCCAAUGUCGGCAAUCGAAUGGGCAAGCAGUUUGUUCAUGUGUACCUGGCUAUAUUGGAAACCCGCCAACCUGUAGGCCUGAAUGUAUUGUCAGUCUGGAAUGUUCAUUAAAAGAAGCAUGUAAUAAUCAGAAGUGUGUAAAUCCCUGUAUUGGUGCUUGUGGUCCUGGAGCGGUAUGUGAUGUCAUUAAUCACAAUCCAAUAUGUACAUGCCCUCCAAUGUUUACUGGAGAUCCAUUCAUAAGAUGUACUUAUAUGGAAAAAGAGAAACCAAAAAUAAAUCCUUGUGAACCAUCACCAUGUGGACCCAAUUCAAUAUGUAAAAUAAAUGGAGAUGGACCUCUAUGUGCUUGUCUUUCUAAUUAUAAAGGAUCCCCGCCAAAUUGUCGGCCAGAAUGUAUAAGUAACAGUGAAUGUGAUUUUAACUUGGCAUGUUUAAACAACAAAUGUUCUGAUCCGUGUGCAGGUACUUGUGGGUCUAAUGCAGAAUGCAAAGUAGUAAGUCACGCGCCGCUCUGCAUUUGCCAAGUCGGCUAUACUGGUGAUCCAUUUUCUUACUGCCAUCCACAAGUAAUGAAUGAGCCAACAGAAGUAUUAACACCAUGCAAUCCUACGCCAUGCGGCAACAAUGCUAUUUGUAAAGAACAGAACGGUGUUGGUGCCUGCCAAUGUCUUCCAGAAUAUUUAGGAAAUCCUUAUGAAGGAUGCCGACCAGAAUGCGUUGUAAACUCUGACUGUCCAUUGAACAAAGCCUGUUCGAGAAUGAAGUGUGUGGAUCCAUGCCCAGGCACUUGUGGGUCUAAUGCAUUAUGUCAAGUAAAUAAUCAUAUGCCUACAUGCACAUGUCAGCCCGGUUACACAGGAAAUCCUUUCAGCUAUUGCAGUAUUCUUCAAGAACCACAAGUUGUUGAAACCAAUCCUUGCAGUCCUUCACCGUGUGGAGCUAACAGUCAAUGCAAAGAAAUCAAUAGGCAAGCUGUGUGUUCAUGCCUUCCAAGUUUCAUUGGUGAACCACCUAACUGUCGACCGGAAUGCGUAGUCAGUUCUGAAUGCCCAUCAAAUUUAGCUUGUGUCAAUCAAAAAUGCAAAAAUCCGUGUGUGGGCACUUGUGGAGAAAAUGCAAAUUGUAACGUCAUCAAUCAUAGUCCAAUCUGUGUUUGUAAACAAGGUCUAACUGGCAACCCAUUUACAAGAUGUUAUCCGAUGUUGAUUACAAAACCUCAGCUCUCGCCUGUGGACCCAUGUGUUCCAUCUCCGUGUGGUUUAUACUCAGAAUGUAGAAAUGUACAGAAUUCUGCAUCGUGUGCAUGCAAAACAAAUUACAUAGGCAAUCCACCCAAUUGCCGACCUGAAUGUACGAUCAAUUCGGAAUGCCCUAGCAAUCAAGCAUGUAUAAACGAAAGAUGUCAAGAUCCAUGUCCAGGAGCAUGUGGCCUCAAUGCCCAGUGUACAGUAUUUAAUCACAUAGCCCAAUGUGCUUGUUUGGACCAAUACACAGGGGAUCCAUUUUCAAGAUGCAUUUUGGCACCAGAACAAGAUGAAAUGAACAUUGAUCCUUGUAAUCCAAGUCCAUGUGGACCAAAUGCUCAAUGUAACAACGGAGAAUGCACCUGUUUGCCCGAGUAUCAAGGUGAUCCUUAUUUCGGCUGUAGACCCGAAUGUUUGAUGAGUGCAGAUUGUCCACAGAACAAAGCAUGCUUGAAAAAUAAAUGUGUAGAUCCUUGCAUAGGCACAUGUGGUGUGGCUGCUUUAUGUAAUGUGUAUAAUCAUGUUCCUAUGUGCACAUGCCCUAAUGGUUAUUCUGGCAAUGCAUUCCUGGAAUGUAGAAAAAUUACAGUAGUAGAAAUAUUAAAUCCAUGCAGUCCAUCACCAUGUGGACCAAACAGUCAGUGCCGUGAAGUAAAUGGUCAAGCAAUAUGCUCUUGCCUAUCGGGAUACAUAGGAGCUCCACCCACUUGCAGACCGGAAUGUGUUUCAAGCGCAGAGUGUGCAUUAAAUAAAGCUUGUUCAAAUCAACGCUGCGUAAACCCAUGUCAAGGAAAUUGUGGUAUUAACGCUCAAUGUCAAGUGAUCAAUCAUAAUCCUAUAUGUUCUUGUCGUCCAGGAUUUACGGGAGAUCCAUUCAGCAGAUGUAUAAUCGAUGAUAUUCAACCUUCUAACCAGGAAACUCCAUGCAAGCCUAAUCCAUGUGGUCCUAACUCAGUAUGUAAAGAAAUAGGCGAAUCUCCAUCUUGCACAUGCCUUCCAGAAUUUUUAGGUAUUCCUCCUGAGUGCCGACCGGAAUGUAUAGCAAAUUCAGAGUGCCCAGACACAAUGGCUUGUAUAAAUAGUAAAUGUAAAGACCCAUGUCCUGGUUCGUGUGGGACAGGUGCUGAAUGUAGAGUAAUUAGUCACACGCCACAAUGUUUAUGCCCACCUGGAUACACGGGAGAUGCUUUUAUAAGAUGUAGCAUUUUAGACGUGAUCCUUAGACCUUGCUCACCAUCACCAUGCGGACCUAAUGCAGUAUGUAAAGAAUCACGAGGAGCUGGAGCUUGUAUUUGCCUGCCUGAUUAUACUGGCAAUCCUUAUGAGGGCUGUCGUCCCGAGUGCGUAGUAAACUCUGAUUGUGCAACCAAUUUGGCUUGUAUUCAAAAUAAAUGUCAAAGCCCAUGUAGUAAUAAUUGUGGGCCUAAUGCUGUUUGCGAUGUGGUAAACCAUGCUCCAAAAUGUUCAUGCUUACCAGGAUAUACAGGAAAUCCUUAUCAAAGCUGUUACGAAAGGAUACGAGAUGAGCCAGUAAUUCAAGGAAAUCCAUGUGUUCCGUCGCCAUGUGGCCCUAACAGCAUUUGCAAAGAAUCCAAUGGGCAAGCAGUAUGCACAUGUCAGCCUGAAUUUAUAGGGACACCGCCGGCUUGUAGACCUGAAUGUAUUGUAAGUUCGGAAUGUAAUCAACAAGAAGCAUGUAUACGUAAGAAAUGUAAGAACCCCUGCAUAGGAGUAUGCGGACAGAAUACAGACUGUAAAGUUAUAAACCACAGUCCUAUAUGUUCAUGUCGAUCACAAUAUACUGGAGAUCCGCUAAGCAACUGCUAUUUACUACCAGUUGCAGUAACUGUAGCGGUUCCAAAAGACCCAUGUUUGCCGUCACCUUGUGGACCGUUUUCACAAUGUCGAGAUAUUGGCGGAUCGCCUUCAUGUACGUGUUUACCACAAUACCAAGGCAGUCCCCCGAACUGUCGACCAGAAUGCACUAUUAACACGGACUGCCCUAGUGAUAAAGCUUGCAUAAAUGAACGGUGUAUUGACCCAUGUCCAGGAUCUUGUGGUAUUUACGCAAAUUGUAGAGUACAAAGUCACAUCUCUAUAUGCACCUGUUUUGAAGGUUACACUGGUGAUCCAUUUGACAGAUGUACAUUAAAGGUUCAAACAGACCUUUUGCCCUUGGAUCCAUGCAAUCCAUCUCCAUGUGGAUCAAACGCAGUCUGUCAGGAUGGGAUCUGCACAUGUUUGCCCGAAUUUAACGGUGACCCGUAUUUUGGAUGCCGCCCUGAGUGCACAAUGAGCUCUGAAUGUCCAAUGGACAAAACAUGUGUGAAAAACCGGUGCGUUAAUCCAUGUAUCAACACCUGUGGCAGAGAUGCUUUGUGUCAAGUGGUGAAUCACAUGGCAGUAUGCACGUGCCCUCCAAACACAAAAGGGAAUGCUUUUAUUCAAUGUGAUUUUGUACCGGUUGUUGGUCCAAGCAACCCUUGCCAACAGAGUCCUUGUGGUCCAAAUAGCCAGUGUAGGGAAUACAACAACCAGGCAGUCUGUUCAUGUCUGUCCGGAUACCGCGGCGCCCCUCCUGCUUGUCGACCAGAAUGUGUGGCCAGCUCCGAUUGUCCCCUUGACAAAGCGUGCAGCAAUCAGAAAUGUAUUAAUCCAUGUAAAGGAACUUGUGGUGUAGGUGCCUUAUGCCAAGUGAUCAAGCAUAAUCCUCUUUGUACAUGUCCAUCAGGCAUGUCAGGAGACCCAUUCACGAGAUGUAUUUCAAUCCCUCUAAAUAUUCCGUCAAUACCAGCCAAUCCAUGUCAACCAUCACCUUGUGGACCGAACUCGAUAUGCCAACCAAGUGGUGGUGAGAUACCAUCAUGUCAAUGUAUGGCGGAAUUUAUUGGCGCUCCACCAAAUUGUCGGCCAGAAUGUGUUGCUAAUAGUGAAUGUCCACCCCAGAUGGCAUGUAUAAAUAAAAAAUGCCAAAAUCCUUGCGUACAGGCCUGUGGUACAAAUGCAGAAUGUCGGGUUGUCAGUCACACGCCGAUCUGUAUAUGCCCUGACGGUUUUACUGGUGACGCUGCAGUACAAUGUAUUACAAGUACCAUUGUAUUUAAUGAUCAAAUUUCACCGUGCACACCAUCACCCUGUGGACCGAACGCAGAGUGUGAAGAAAGAGCUGGAGCUGGAGCGUGCUUGUGUGUGAAAGGUUACUUUGGGAAUCCAUAUGAAGGUUGCCAUCCUGAAUGUUUGGUUAAUUCAGAUUGUUCGAGUAACAAAGCAUGUACUAGAAAUAAGUGCAUUGAUCCUUGUCCUGGCACUUGUGCGUCUAACGCGGACUGUGUGGUAGUCAAUCAUGCGCCAAUGUGCACAUGUCCAAAUGGUUACACUGGAGAUCCAUUCAGACAAUGUAUCAGAAAACCGCUAGAGAUUGAAAAUACAAAUCCAUGUCAGCCUUCACCAUGUGGUCCUAACAGCCAAUGCCGAAUUUCAAAUGGACAAAGCGUUUGCUCUUGUUUACCCGAAUAUAGAGGUUCACCUCCAAAUUGUAGACCUGAAUGUGUUGUGAGUACAGAGUGUUCAUCGGAUAAAACCUGCAGGAAUCAAAAAUGUGUCUCGCCAUGCCCUGGGCCAUGCGGAGAAAAUGCUGACUGUAGAGUAAUUAAUCAUAGCCCUAUAUGUACAUGUCAAGCAAGAUUUACAGGAGAUCCGUUCUCAAGAUGUUAUAUUAUGAGAGCUCCUGCUGUUACACCUACAAUUGAAAGAGACCCAUGCGCACCAUCACCUUGUGGACCUAAUUCUAUUUGUCAAAAUCUUAAUGGAAUCCCAUCAUGCACAUGUCAACCAAAUUAUGAGGGCAGCCCGCCGAAUUGUCGACCAGAAUGUACGAUUAACGAAGACUGCGCGAGCAAUUUAGCUUGCAUCAAUCAAAAAUGCAAAGACCCAUGCCCCGGAUCAUGUGGAGUAAACGCUGAGUGCCAAGUUAUAAAACAUUUAGCAAUAUGUACUUGCCUCAACGGUUUUACUGGAAACUCAUUUACACAGUGUACUCCUGUACCUGUUAUAGAAAAUGAUGAUCCCUUUAAUCCGUCGCCAUGUGGAGCUAAUGCAAAUUGUCAUAAAGGCCAGUGCAGUUGUGUUCCCGAAUUCCAAGGCGAUCCUUACUUAGAGUGCCGUCCGGAGUGUGUUCAAAGUACAGAUUGUGAUCGGGAUAAGGCUUGCAUUAAUAAUAAAUGUAAAAAUCCAUGCCCAGGCACAUGUGCCCCCAAUGCUUUGUGUAACGUAGUAAACCACAUACCGAUGUGCAGCUGUCCAGAACGUAUGACCGGGAAUGCAUUCUUGGAGUGCAGGCCGAUAUUGGAAUUACCUCCAGCGCAUCCCUGUCAGCCUUCGCCAUGUGGACCGAAUAGUCAAUGCAAAAAAAUAAAUGGUCAAGCGGUGUGUUCCUGUGCCCCCAAUAACAUUGGUACUCCGCCAAACUGUCGCCCGGAGUGUACGAUCAGCGCAGAGUGUCCUCUAAGCGAAGCUUGCAGUAACCAACGCUGUGUCAAUCCUUGUGUUGGUACAUGCGGAGUGAACGCAGAGUGUAAAGUUGUUAACCACAAUCCUAUAUGCUCUUGUCCCACGUCGUAUUCAGGAGAUCCAUUUUCACGCUGUUUCAAACUUCCUGAAUUCUUACCGGAACCUGUAAAUCCUUGUACACCUUCGCCAUGUGGGCCUAACUCUCAGUGUAGAGAAGUCAAUGGAGCUCCAGCUUGUACAUGUCUAGAAGGAUAUCACGGUCAACCACCUCUAUGUCGACCGGAAUGUUCCAGCAAUGAAGAGUGCUCGUUACAUCUAUCUUGUGUAAAUCAAAAAUGCAAAAAUCCGUGUGAAGGCGCAUGUGCAGUAAAUGCUGAGUGCCGAGUUGUUAGUCAUUCACCGAUAUGUUUAUGCCCACAAGGUAUGACUGGGGAUCCAUUCUUUGGAUGUAGUCAAGAACCGAUUCAUACAGAAAUUGUUACUAGUCCUUGUUCACCUUCUCCUUGUGGUGUAAAUGCUGAAUGUAAAGAAAGACAAAAUGCUGGUUCCUGCACUUGUAUUGAAGGAUAUAUUGGAAACCCAUAUGAAGGUUGUCGGCCAGAAUGCGUGGUUAAUACGGACUGCCCUUCAAACCGAGCAUGUCUGAAUAAUAAAUGCGUUGACCCAUGCCCUGGAAGCUGUGGCAGUAAUGCUAUUUGUCAAGUUGUUAGUCAUGCACCUUUGUGUACAUGCAUACAGGGUUACACAGGCGAUCCAUUUAAAUAUUGUUUAUAUCAAGAGUACUCGCCACCCUCUGCUCCAGCUGACGCAUGCUACCCAUCACCCUGCGGCCCUAAUAGCCAAUGCAGAAGCGUUAACGGACAAGCGGUCUGUUCGUGCUUAUUGGGAUAUAUGGGAUCUCCACCUAAUUGUCGGCCUGAAUGUAUAAUUAAUUCUGAAUGUCCGCUUGAAAAGGCAUGCGUUAACCAAAAGUGUAUUAACCCAUGCCCAAAGCCUUGCGGGUUAAACGCGAAUUGUAAAGUAAUAAAUCACAGUCCUAUAUGUUCAUGUCAGGCAUUGUAUACUGGAGAUCCUUUCACUAUUUGUAAUCUGAUCAAAGUUGAGUCACCACCAGUUGUCACAGAUCCAUGUAUACCAUCACCGUGUGGCCCCAAUGCGGAAUGUAGAAACAUAGGAAAUACACCAUCUUGUUCGUGCCUUCCCAAAUUUAUUGGCAGCCCACCUAACUGCAGGCCAGAAUGUACCAUUCAUGCGGAUUGCUCAAGCGAUCGUGCAUGCAUAAAUAUGAAAUGUCAAGAUCCGUGUCCAGGAUCGUGUGGAAUCUCGGCGUCUUGCAAUGUACUUAAUCAUAUUCCAAUCUGUUCCUGUAUUGAAGGAUAUGUGGGUGAUCCAUUUUCUGUUUGUCAACCACAACCAUUACAAGUGGAACCAACAGUCGUAGAUGCUUGUACAAACAUUCGAUGUGGUCCUAAUGCCGAAUGUAUAAACGGGCAAUGUCAAUGUUUACCAGAAUACCAAGGGGAUCCAUACUUUGAUUGCCGUCCUGAAUGUGUGUUUAGUACAGAUUGUUCUUCAGACAAAGCCUGUGUUCAAAGAAAAUGUGUUGACCCUUGUAUUGGUGCAUGUGGACAAAAUGCACUAUGUCAAGUAGUUAACCAUAUUCCAAUGUGCAGUUGUCAAACUGGAUUUACUGGAAAUGCCUUCGUUGUAUGCAAUCCAAUUAGAGCUCCGGCACCAGAACACCCAUGUAGCACUGCGGUUUGUGGACCCAACAGUCAAUGCAGGGAAAUAAAUAAUCAGGCUGUAUGUUCUUGUCUACCAACUUAUUUGGGUAUUCCACCAGCUUGUCGACCUGAAUGCGUAGUUAGCGCAGAGUGUCCACAAAACCAAGCCUGCGCAAAUCAAAAGUGUAUUAACCCAUGUAUUGGAGCAUGUGGUUUAAGAGCCGUAUGUGAAGUCAUAAAUCAUAAUCCAGUUUGUGCUUGCCCACCAACCCAUUCUGGAGAUCCAUUUGUUGAAUGCACAUUUACACCAAAUUCUCCUGCUAUCAUAAUAAACCCCUGUCAACCAUCUCCAUGUGGACCAAAUUCAAUAUGUCAAGAAAUAAACGGAUCGCCUUCUUGUACUUGCAUGGAAGAAUUCCGCGGACAACCACCUUACUGUAAACCAGAAUGUGUCAGUAAUAGUGAAUGUGCUGCACACUUAGCUUGUGUAAACCAAAAAUGUAAAGAUCCGUGCGUACAGGCUUGUGGAGUUAAUGCUGAAUGCCGCGUUGUAAGCCAUUCUGCUAUGUGUGUAUGUCCGGAAGGAUACAGAGGCGAUCCGUUCAGUCAAUGUUUGCUACAAACACCUGUUGAAAUUCUAACACCGUGCACACCUUCUCCUUGCGGACCUAACGCAGUGUGUAGAGAACAAAAUAAAGUAGGGUCUUGCAUGUGCAAUAAAGGAUAUUUUGGAAAUCCAUACGAAGGAUGUCGCCCUGAAUGUGUAGGUGACUCAGACUGUCCUGGAAAUAGGGCGUGUAUUAGUAAUAAAUGUCAGGACCCAUGCCCUGGAACUUGUGGAGUCAAUGCUGAAUGUAUAACUAUAAAUCAUUCUCCUAAAUGUAGUUGUUUGGUCGGUUACACUGGCGAUCCAUUUAGGCGCUGUAAUAAUAUACCUCCUCAAAACACGCCUGUCAAUCUAUGUUUCCCGAGUCCAUGUGGGCCCAAUAGUCAAUGCCGUGAAGUUAACGGGCAAGCGGUCUGCAGUUGCUUACCUAAUUACAAUGGAAAUCCUCCAUUAUGCAAACCUGAAUGUACAGUAAAUUCUGAUUGCGCAUCUGAUAAAGCCUGUAGAAAUCAAAAAUGUGUGAAACCAUGUCCCGGUCCCUGUGGACAGAAUGCAGAAUGCCGAGUGCAUAACCAUAAUGCAAUUUGUAGUUGCCGAUCUGGGUUUACAGGAGAUCCAUUUUCAAGAUGUUAUCCCAAACCAGCCGUCCAACCGCAACUUGAUGAAACGAGAGACCCUUGUGUUCCUUCUCCGUGUGGAUCAAAUGCUCAAUGUCGUGUACUGAAUGGUCAAGCUUCAUGCUCAUGUUUAGCUGGAUACUUUGGAAGUCCACCUAACUGUCGACCAGAAUGUGUUACGAAUCAAGACUGUGUCAGCUCUCUGGCAUGCAUCAACGAGAAAUGUCAAGAUCCUUGCCCUGGUGCAUGCGGUCCAAAUGCACAAUGUACAGUUCUCAAACACAUUUCGAUUUGCACUUGCAAUGAUGGCUACAAAGGAGAUCCAUUCAUCGGAUGUGUACUAGCUCCAAUUCAAGAUAUUCCUGUAGACCUUUGUAAUCCUUCUCCAUGUGGAUCGAAUGCACAAUGUAGCAAUGGGGAGUGUACUUGUUUACCGGAAUACCACGGUGACCCAUAUGUGGCUUGUCGCCCCGAGUGUACCGUAAGCUCUGAUUGCCAAAGACAUCAGAUCUGUGUUCGAAUGAAAUGCGUCAAUCCAUGCCCAGACACCUGUGGUGCUAAUGCACUUUGCGAAGUCGUCAAUCAUAUUCCUAUGUGUAGUUGCCCAGCCGGUUACACUGGCAAUUCAUUCGUCGCAUGUAAUGUUGUACCAGCCCCAUUACCAUCGAAUCCAUGCAAUCCAUCACCAUGCGGACCAAACAGUCAGUGUCGCGAAAUAAACAAUGUUGCCGUUUGUUCAUGUAUACCUGGUUACUCCGGCAAUCCACCUUCUUGUAGACCUGAAUGCACCACAAGCGCAGAAUGUCCAUUGAAUAAGGCUUGUAAUAACUAUAAAUGCAUUGAUCCAUGCAAAGGUACUUGUGGUAUCAAUGCUCUCUGUGAAGUUGUUAAUCACAAUCCAAUUUGUUCUUGUCCUAAAGGAAUGAUUGGCGAUCCAUUUACUAGGUGCACUUCAAAACCACUUCAAAUCCCAGAACAAAUAAACCCAUGUGUUCCUUCACCGUGUGGACCAAAUUCGGUUUGUCAGACAAUAAACGAAUUGCCUUCAUGUUCAUGUUUGCCUGAAUUCAUUGGUGCUCCACCAAAUUGCCGCCCCGAAUGUUCAAGUAAUAGCGAAUGUUCUACUCAUUUAGCUUGUAUAAGAAACAAAUGUGCAGAUCCAUGUAUCGGUGCAUGUGGUGCAAUGGCAUUAUGUCGUGUAACCAGCCACACUCCCAACUGUGUAUGUCCAACGGGAUACUUUGGAGAUCCCUUUAUACAGUGCAAAGUUCAACCAAUCGACAUACCUCCAGAAAGGUUAACGCCAUGUACACCAUCACCGUGUGGUAGUAACGCUAUCUGUAGAGAGAAAAACAAUGUCGGAUCUUGCAUGUGUUCUACUGGUUAUUUCGGUAAUCCUUACGAAGGAUGUCGUCCAGAAUGUACGGUUAAUACAGAUUGCCCAUCUAAUAAAGUAUGCCAACAAAAUAAAUGUCAAGAUCCAUGCGAAGGAACAUGUGGAAAUAACGCUCAGUGUCAAACAAUAAACCAUGUACCAAUGUGCACAUGUAUUCCCGGAUACACCGGAAAUCCGUUCCAAAGAUGUUACGUACAAGCACUUGAAACUCCUACCAAUCCAUGUGUACCAUCACCAUGUGGUCCUAAUAGUGUUUGUAAAGUGGUAAACGAGCAACCAGUAUGCAGUUGUUCACCCAAUUAUCAUGGCGCUCCACCAAACUGUAGACCGGAAUGUGUUAUUAGUGCUGAAUGUUCUGCAAACAGGGCAUGUGAAAAUCAGAAAUGUAUAGAUCCAUGUAUUGGCCGUUGUGGACAAAAUGCCGAAUGCCACGUAAUUAAUCACAGUCCAAUUUGUUCUUGCAUGGAAAGAUAUACGGGUGAUCCCUUCAGUCGUUGUUACCCACUUAUAAACAGUGCAUCUGUUAUUGCGGAACCUCCAAGGAAUCCAUGUUUACCAUCACCUUGCGGACCAUUUAGCGAAUGUCGUGAUAUCGGAAAUAUUCCUUCUUGCACUUGUUUGCCGAAUUAUAUUGGGGCUCCACCGGCAUGUCGCCCUGAGUGCACAAUAAAUAGCGAUUGUCCGAGCUACUUGUCUUGCAUAAAUCAAAAAUGUAAAGAUCCUUGUCCGGGCUCAUGUGGAUUGAAUGCAGAAUGCACAGUGAAUAAAAACACUCCAAUUUGUUCUUGUAUCCAGAAUUACGUAGGAGACGCCUUUACAGAAUGUAAAUUACAAGAAGUAACAAAUGACGAAAUCGACCCAUGCAACCCUUCACCAUGCGGACCAAAUGCAGUAUGUAACAAUGGUGAUUGUACAUGUCUGCCUGAAUAUCAAGGCGAUCCAUAUUUCGAGUGUCGGCCUGAAUGUGUGCUCAGCUCUGACUGUCCACAGGAUAAGGCAUGCCUCAGAAAUAAAUGUGUUAAUCCUUGUAGUAAUGGAGUUUGCGCCACUAACGCAAUAUGCGAAGUAAUCAAUCACGUGCCUAUGUGCAGAUGUCCCGAACGUAUGACUGGAAACGCAUUCGUUCAAUGUUCUCCAAUGGAAGUUGAAAGGCCACAACCAUGUCAACCUAGCCCAUGCGGACCUAACAGUCAAUGUCGUGAAAUUAAUGGACAAGCAGUGUGUUCCUGUUUAGUAGGAUUUAUUGGAAGUCCACCGUCUUGCCGACCGGAAUGUAUAGUGAGCACAGAUUGCUCUCCUGCAGAAGCUUGUAGCAAUAGAAAAUGUAUAAAUCCUUGUCAAGGAGCUUGCGGAGUAGCAGCUCAAUGUCAAGUUAUAAAUCACAAUCCGAUUUGUUCUUGUCCAUCGACAUUCACCGGAAACCCCUUCGUUAGAUGUUUCGUACAAGAGUAUAAACCUGAACCUGUGUUCCCAUGCACGCCGUCACCAUGUGGGCCUAAUGCGAUAUGCAAAGAAAUUUCUAGCAAUCCUUCAUGUUCUUGCAUGGACGGCUAUUUCGGCUCGCCUCCUUAUUGUAAACCUGAGUGUAUAAGUAAUUCAGAGUGUCCAUCUAAUCGCGCAUGUAUCAAUGAAAAAUGUAGUGAUCCUUGUAAUGGAGCGUGUGGACUUUACACCGAGUGUCAUGUUAUAAGUCAUUCUCCUUCUUGUUCCUGUAUGAAUGAUUACACUGGAAAUCCUUUCAUUGAAUGUUAUAGACUAGAGCCUCUACAAGAUAUCGCUACUCCGUGUCAGCCAUCUCCCUGUGGUGCUAACGCUAUUUGCAAAGAAUUUAAUGGAGCUGGCUCUUGCACCUGUUUACCAGAAUUCUUUGGUAACCCAUACGAAGGUUGUAGACCAGAGUGUGUAAUUAACACCGACUGCCCAUUAGAUAGAGCUUGUAUACAGAGCAAAUGUCAGAAUCCGUGCCCAGGUGCCUGUGCGCCAAAUGCAUUAUGCCAAGUUGUAAAUCAUGCGCCAUCUUGUUCAUGUAAUCGUGGAUUUACUGGUGAUCCGUUCCGGUAUUGUGUUGCUGAAGUAGUAGUAGAAACUCCAAUUGAUGUUUGCCGACCAUCUCCAUGCGGUCCUAACAGUAGAUGUCAGGAAGUAAACAAACAAGCAGUGUGCUCUUGUCUACCAGACUACAUAGGAACUCCACCUGGAUGUCGACCAGAAUGCACUAUAAGUACUGAAUGCCCGAGAGACAAAGCUUGCAUCAAUCAGAAAUGCGUUAACCCCUGCAUUGACGCAUGCGGACUCAACACAGACUGCCGAGUUAUUAACCACAGUCCAAUUUGCCAAUGUAGACAACAAUAUACUGGUGAUCCAUUUACUAGAUGCAACCCUAUACAACCAUCAGCUCCUCAUCCUGACCUAGAGCCAUAUAGAAAUCCAUGCGUGCCGUCACCUUGCGGUCCUAACUCAAUUUGCAAAGAAAUUGGAAACAUACCGUCUUGUACAUGCAUGGCUGAUUACUUUGGAAGCCCACCAAACUGCAGACCGCAGUGCACGAUAAAUUCAGAAUGUCCAACGUCGCAAGCAUGUAUUCAACAAAAAUGUCGAGACCCGUGUCCUGGCUCUUGUGGUAUAAGCGCAUUGUGCACAGUAUCUCGCCAUGUACCAAUUUGCACAUGUCCACAAGGUUACAUGGGUGAUGCUUUUACAGCUUGUAUACCAAAACCAUUAGAAGAAGAAAUUCCGGACAAAUGCAACCCAUCACCGUGUGGGCCAAAUGCUGUAUGCAAUAACGGAGUAUGUACUUGCAUAGAAGAACACCUAGGUGAUCCAUACGUAGGCUGUCGACCUGAAUGUGUUUUGAGUUCGGAUUGUUCUCGAGAUAAAGCUUGCGUCAAAAAUAAGUGUGUCGAUCCCUGCAGAGGAACAUGUGCUUCUAACGCCAUUUGUGACGUGAUAAACCAUGUACCCAUGUGUAGUUGCCCACAAGGCAUGACAGGAAACGCGUUCUAUAACUGUGAGCCAAUAAGAGUACCAACACAAACAAAUCCCUGUCUCCCAUCCCCUUGCGGACCGAACAGUCAAUGCAGAGAAGUGAGUGGUCAAGCGGUUUGUACUUGCGUUCCUGGAUAUAGAGGAAGUCCUCCGUUAUGUCGGCCAGAAUGUAUCGUAAGCUCCGACUGUCCACUUAACAGAGCCUGUAGUAAUCAAAAAUGCAUUGAUCCAUGUACGGGGUCAUGCGGCGUCAAAGCGGAAUGUAACGUUAUUAAACACAACCCCAUAUGUAUUUGUCCACCCCAAUAUACGGGCGAUCCAUUUGUUAGGUGCACACCAUUCCAACCAGCCGUAGCUGACACUACGCCAUGCACGCCUUCACCAUGUGGUCCAAAUUCAAUUUGUAAAGAUGUUUCUGGAUCACCAUCGUGUACGUGUAUGCCAAACUUCUUCGGCGGUCCUCCAUACUGUAGACCAGAAUGUUCUAGUAACAGUGAAUGCCCAACUAAUCAAGCUUGCAUAAAUCAAAGAUGUAAAGACCCAUGCAUAAAUGCUUGUGGAACAAAUGCAAGAUGCAGCGUAAUUAGUCAUUCUCCAACAUGUUUCUGCGAAAAUGGUUUUAUCGGGGAUCCCUUCUCUAAUUGUUAUUUACAACAAAAUCUAAUACCAGAGAGACCGACACCUUGUCAACCUUCCCCUUGUGGACCGAAUGCUGUUUGUAAAGAACAAAAUACUGCUGGUUCCUGUUCUUGUUUGCCAGAUUAUAUAGGCAAUCCUUACGAAGGGUGCCGACCUGAGUGUACCGUCAACACAGAUUGUGCGCCAAACAAAGCCUGUAUUCGUAACAAAUGCCAAGAUCCAUGCCCCGGUACUUGCGGUCCCAUUGCUACAUGUGCAGUAGUCAACCACUUACCUGUCUGCACGUGCCCAACUGGAUACAGAGGUGAUCCAUACCAACAAUGUGUUAUAGAAAGAGAACCAGUAGCACCACCUACACCCUGCACACCCAAUCCAUGUGGACCAAACAGCAUCUGUCGCCCAGUAAAUGGCCAAAGUGUAUGCUCUUGCAUGCCUGAUUAUAUCGGUUCCCCACCAGGUUGCAGGCCAGAAUGUACUGUUAGUUCUGAAUGUCCACCAGAAAAGGCAUGUGUGAAUAAGAAAUGUGUCGACCCUUGCCCUGGCCAUUGUGGAUUGAACACAAAUUGUAGAGUCAUCAAUCACAGUCCCAUAUGCUCUUGCAACUUGGAUUACAUUGGAGAUCCAUUUACUCGCUGUUAUUUACGCCCUCCUGUACAACAAGUAGAGCCGAUCAGAAAUCCAUGCUUGCCAAAUCCAUGCGGUGAUAAUGCAAUAUGCCGGGAUGUCAAUGGCAGCCCAUCGUGCACUUGCAUGCCGAAUUAUCAAGGGCUACCACCAAAUUGUCGCCCCGAAUGCGCAAUAAAUCAAGAUUGUCCAUCGGAUAAGGCUUGUAUCAAUCAAAAAUGCCGUGAUCCAUGUCCCGGAAGUUGCGGCCAAAAUGCUAUCUGCACAGUCUUCAACCAUAACCCUGCAUGUUCAUGUUCUCAAGGCUAUACCGGUGACCCGUUCUCAUACUGUGUUAUUAAUCAACCUUUGGAAGUUGAAUUGCCUAAAGAUCCUUGUAAUCCAUCACCAUGUGGAUUUAAUACGAACUGUAGAGACGGCAUAUGCACUUGCCUUGACCAAUAUCAAGGAGAUCCUUAUGUGGGCUGCAAACCAGAAUGCGUUGUUAAUACGGACUGUUCUGUGGAUAUGGUUUGUAUUCGAAAUAAAUGUACGAACCCAUGCCCAGGGACAUGUGCUCCCAGUGCGCAAUGUACCGUGUACAACCAUAUUCCUAUUUGCACAUGUCCAGAAGGAACAUCAGGAAAUGCUUUCAUUGAAUGUCAUAGAGUGGAAAUUGUAAACGUCAAUCCUUGCAAUCCAAGUCCGUGUGGUCCGAACAGUCAAUGUAGAGAAAUAAACAAUCAAGCAGUAUGUUCCUGUCUUCCAAGCUUCAUUGGUAGCCCACCAUCUUGCCGACCAGAGUGCACAAUAAGUGCCGAAUGUCCGUCCAACGAAGCUUGCAACAACCAUAAGUGCAUCAACCCAUGUUUGGGCACCUGUGGAUAUGGAGCAAGAUGUGAGGUUGUCAAUCACAACCCUAUAUGUUCUUGCCCCAACGGCAAUACGGGAGAUCCAUUCUCACGAUGCAUUCCCAUAGUCGCUGAACCUACACCGCCAGUUGACCCAUGCACGCCAUCACCUUGUGGACCGUUCUCAAUAUGCAAAGUGAUAGGAGAAUCACCAUCAUGCACUUGUCAAUCUGAUUAUAUUGGAGCUCCUCCAAAUUGCCGGCCAGAAUGCAUCAGUAAUUCUGAAUGCUCCAGCAACACCGCAUGCGUCAAUCAGAAAUGUAGAGACCCGUGCCCAGGAAGCUGUGGUUACAACGCAGACUGUAAAGUCAUUAGCCACGCAUUAGUUUGCACUUGUCCUUAUGGCCAAACUGGAGAUCCUUUAGUUUCAUGCAAUCCAAUUAGAGAUGUACAAAUAGAAUAUAGUUCACCGUGUGAACCUUCACCCUGUGGCAUUAAUGCUGAAUGCACAGAAAGAAACGGAGCUGGAGCAUGUAGAUGUAUUGAAUCCUACGUUGGCAACCCGUAUGAGGGUUGUCGACCAGAGUGUGUUAUUAAUACGGAUUGUCCACCAAUGCAAGCUUGCAUUCAAAACAAGUGCAAAGACCCUUGUCCCGGCGUAUGUGCAUCAAAUGCAAUAUGUCAAGUAGUAAACCAUUUGCCAUCUUGCUAUUGUCCGCCAGGUUUUACGGGUAAUGCAUACACCUAUUGCAUUGAAAAAGUUGAAGAUUUUACGAAACCAACACCGUGUACGCCAUCACCUUGUGGUCCCAAUAGUCAAUGUCGCGAAGUGAACUCCCAAGCAGUAUGCACUUGUCAAACCGACUUUGUUGGCACUCCACCCAAUUGUCGUCCAGAAUGUACGAUUAAUAGCGAAUGUCCAAUUGACAAGGCAUGUGUUAAUCGCAAAUGCGUUGAUCCGUGCAUAGGACAAUGUGCACUAAAUGCAAACUGCAAAGUAUUCGCUCAUAAUCCAAUAUGCUCAUGCAAGGAUCGCUUCACGGGAGAUCCAUUCACUAAUUGUGUGCCAAUACCAUUAUCGAUUUCUCCACCGCCAUCCAAUGUUAACCCGUGUGUGCCUUCGCCUUGCGGACCAAAUUCACAAUGUCAAGAAUACGGUGGCAACGUCAGAUGCACUUGCCUUCCUACCUACAUAGGAUCACCGCCUAGUUGCAGGCCAGAAUGUAGCGUAAACUCAGAAUGUAGCGCUCUGACUGCUUGCAUUAAUAAUAAGUGCGUCGACCCGUGCCCAGGAGCGUGCGGAAAUAAUGCACAAUGUAACGUCAACAACCACAUACCAACUUGUGCAUGUCUGCCGGGAUAUUUUGGAGAUCCAUUUAGUAAUUGUAUCAUCAUUCAGAACGAACCGGAGCCUAUAAAUCCGUGUUCGCCAUCUCCAUGCGGUGCAAAUGCGAUUUGCCAAAACGGAGUUUGUUCAUGCUUACCGGAAUAUUUUGGCGACCCCUACUUUGGAUGCAAACCUGAGUGUGUACUCAACUCCGAUUGUCCAAGAGAUAAAGCUUGUAUGAAGAAUAAAUGUGGUAAUCCAUGUAUCGGGACAUGUGGAACGGAUGCUAUCUGUGAAGUUUUCAAUCACAUACCAAUGUGCUCUUGUGCUGUUGGUUUCACAGGAUCUCCUUUCCACUAUUGUACGAAAGUAGAAGAACCACCAGUCCAAAUUAACUUGUGCGAACCCUCUCCAUGCGGUCCCAACAGCCAGUGCAGGGAAGUGAAUGGACACGCCGUUUGUGUUUGUGUGAAAGGUUACAUUGGCAGUCCACCGAAUUGUCGUCCGGAGUGUGUCGUCAGUUCCGAUUGCAAGUUAAACCAGGCAUGCUCAAAUCAAAAAUGUAUAGACCCAUGUCCGGGUGCUUGCGGACGUAACACUCAAUGUAUAGUGGUCAAUCACAAUCCAAUAUGCACAUGCCUGUCUGGUUAUUCAGGAGACCCAUUCUCAACAUGCCAAUUCAUUCCUGCAACACCACCAGUUAAAGUAAAUCCAUGUCUACCUUCACCCUGCGGACCUAACUCAGAAUGCACUGAAAAUGGUGAUAAUGCACAAUGCAAAUGCUUACCAGAUUAUAUAGGAGCACCUCCAAGCUGUCGACCUGAAUGCACGAGCAACACUGAAUGCGCAUCUAAUAUGGCAUGUCUGAACCGCAAAUGUAAAGACCCGUGUCCAGGUUCUUGUGGCAUAAACGCUGAGUGCCGGGUAGUGAGUCACACUCCUAUUUGUUUAUGUCAAAAUGGUUUCAAUGGUGAUCCAUUUAUUAGCUGCAGUAUCGUAGUAGCAAAUUCAGUGCAAGAAAGACCUACGCCAUGUGUACCCUCACCUUGUGGUGCAAAUGCUGAGUGUAAAGAAUUUAACAAUGCUGGAUCAUGCACAUGUUUACCGGGAUAUUUCGGAAAUCCAUAUGAAUACUGCAAGCCCGAAUGUUUAUUAAAUUCAGACUGUCCUUCUAAUUUGGCAUGCUAUCAAAAUAAGUGUCACGAUCCAUGUCCUGGUACAUGCGGCAUUAAUGCACAAUGUAAUGUUAUCAAUCACAUCCCAAGUUGUACAUGUCCUGAUCAGCACUUUGGCGACCCUUACAAGAUUUGUACUUUUAAACCACAAGAUGAAAUAUCAGACCCAUGUAAUCCAUCACCAUGUGGACCGAACAGCCAAUGCAAAUCUCAAAACGGUUACGCUAUUUGCACUUGCUUAAAUGGCUACCAAGGAUCACCACCAAUGUGUCGCCCUGAAUGUGUAACAAGUCCCGAGUGUCCUCUUGACAAAGUUUGUGAAAAUCUGAAGUGUACAGAUCCUUGCCCUAAAUCUUGUGGUGUUAAUACAGAGUGCAGAGUUAUCAAACACAACCCGAUAUGUACCUGCAAACAGGGCUAUACUGGCGAUCCGUUCUCAGUAUGUUUCGUUCUUCAGACACCUCAAGCACCAGUAGAACCGAUAAAUCCAUGUGUUCCUUCACCAUGUGGAUUGAACGCGCAAUGCAGAGAUAUUGGAGGAAUACCAUCUUGCACUUGUAAUCCAGGAUUCUUCGGCAGCCCACCAAAUUGUAAGGCCGAAUGUGUCAUUAAUACCGAUUGCAGUAAUGACAAGGCGUGUAUCAACAUGAAAUGUAUAGACCCAUGUCCUGGCUCUUGUGGAUUUAAUGCAAUUUGUAAUGUCAUUAAUCAUGUUCCUGUUUGUUCGUGCCCAUCUGGGUAUUAUGGCGAUCCAUUUUCAUCUUGCCAAAUCAAACCUCCAGAACCCGAACGUGCCCCUGAUCCAUGUAAUCCAUCUCCUUGUGGUGCUAAUGCUGAAUGUAACAAUGGUGUAUGCACAUGUCUACCUGAAUAUCACGGUGACCCCUACUUUAAUUGCCGACCAGAGUGUGUGCUCAGCACAGAUUGUCCACUAGACAAAGCAUGUUUGCGAUCAAAAUGCGUCGAUCCAUGUCGAGAUAUGUGCGGUAUAAACGCUGAAUGUAACGUGUACAAUCAUGUAGCCAUCUGCAGUUGUCCAGCCGGUAUGACUGGCAAUGCAUUUACUCAGUGCACAGUUGUUGAAAAACCUGUAAUAAGACCGUGCGAACCAUCUCCGUGUGGACCAGAUAGUACGUGCAGGGAGUUGAACAAUCAAGCUAUCUGCGCUUGCUUGCCAGGUUACAUAGGCAACCCUCCGAACUGCCGACCUGAAUGUAUACAGAGCACUGACUGUUCACCAUCUUUAGCCUGUAUUAAUCGCAAGUGUCAAGAUCCUUGUCCUGGAUCUUGCGGUCACAACGCUAUAUGUACUGUGAUAAAUCAUAAUCCGAUAUGCAGUUGUCCUCCAAGAUACACCGGUUCACCAUUCUCAUAUUGUUCAGUGUUGAAGGAGGAACCACCUAACAAUCCAUGUAUCCCAUCACCUUGUGGACCAAACUCUUUGUGCACGGUUUCCGCUAGUAACUCUCCGACAUGUACUUGCCAGCCAACAUUUGAAGGUUCUCCACCGCAAUGUCGUAGAGAAUGUACAAGUAGCGAUGAAUGUCCUUUAAAUAAAGCCUGUAUAAACUAUAAAUGUAAAGACCCAUGCCCAGGAUCUUGCGGUAUCAAUACAUUAUGCGCUGUUCACUUGCACAGCCCCAUGUGUUCAUGCCAAAAUGGAUAUACUGGCGAUCCAUUUACAUCUUGUUAUCAAUUGGCACCGGCUGUCUCACCUAUCGAUCCAUGUAACCCAUCACCCUGCGGUGCUAAUGCUCGUUGUAGAGUAUCAACAAACGGCGCUGGGGCUUGCAUAUGCGAAGUUGGUUACUUUGGCAAUCCAUAUGAAUCCUGCCGCCCAGAAUGCACAGUAGAUACUGAUUGUCCUUACAACAAGGCAUGCCUACGAAAUAAAUGUGAAGAUCCAUGUCCAGGAGUAUGUGGUUCAACAGCAGUAUGCCAAGUUAUUAACCAUGUGCCAACAUGUAGUUGUGCCGUCGGGUAUACAGGAAACCCAUACAGCUAUUGUCAUAUAAUCAUAAACGAACCAACUCCGCCACCUCAGGAUCCAUGCGUACCGAAUCCGUGCGGUAGCAAUUCAAUCUGUAAGAUUAAUAAUGGACAAGCUACGUGCUCCUGCAUGCCCGACUUUUUCGGUGCACCUCCAAAUUGUCGACCAGAAUGCACAAUUAACUCAGAGUGUGACUCUACACAAAGCUGUGUAAACCAAAAAUGUAGGAACCCAUGUAUCGGCGUUUGCGGAGAAAAUGCUGAAUGUAGAGUUGUGAAUCAUGCACCAAUUUGUAGUUGUCGACAAGGUUUUGAAGGAGAUCCAUUUAUCCGCUGUGGAGUGAUACAAAGAUUACCAGAGCCAGAUGUGAAUCCUUGUUUGCCAUCUCCAUGUGGACCGAAUUCCUUCUGCCAAGUUAUUAACAAAAUACCAUCAUGUUCAUGUAUGGACAACUACGUCGGAUCACCACCGAACUGCAGACCUGAAUGUUCCAUUAACUCUGACUGUCCCAGUAACAAAGCGUGUAUAAACAGCAAGUGUCUCGAUCCUUGUCAAGGAUCUUGCGGCUUACAGACAGAGUGUCACGUAUAUCAACAUGCUGCUAUAUGCAGCUGCUUGGAAGGGUACACUGGUAAUCCAUUCCAAAGUUGCCACGUAAAAGAAAAAAUAGAACCAAUUCCGACUAUUUAUGACAAGUGCAAUCCCAGCCCAUGCGGAGCAAACGCAGAUUGCAAUGACGGUGUAUGCACUUGUAAACCAAAUUACUUUGGAAAUCCAUACCUAAGCUGUCGUCCAGAGUGCACAACUAACUCUGACUGUGCAUUGAAUUUAGCCUGCAGUAACAAUAAAUGCAUUAAUCCAUGCGCUAAUCUGUGCGGUCAAGGAGCCCUGUGUGAAGUCUAUAAUCACAUACCAAUGUGCAGCUGCCCUUCAAAUACAACAGGAAAUGCUUUCUUUAGUUGUGUGGCAAUAACUGCACCACCAAAGAGGAAUCCAUGUGAGCCUUCACCGUGCGGACCGAAUAGCGUGUGCCGUACUAUAAACGAACAGGCAAUGUGCUCAUGUCUGAUUGGCUACUUCGGUGCCCCACCAUCGUGCAGACCAGAAUGUUUGGUGGAUUCAGAUUGUACAAGCGUUAUGUCAUGUUCCAAUCAAAAAUGUGUCGACCCAUGUAGAGGCUCUUGUGGAUUGUAUGCUGAAUGUAGAAUUCACAACCAUAAACCUAUUUGUUACUGUCCAAACGGUUUCAGUGGCGAUCCAUUUACCCAAUGUUCCAUCAUUCCUUUAAGUUUGCCGCCUGCCACAAGAGCUCCAUGUGAUCCUUCACCUUGUGGACCUAACGCGUUAUGCCGAGCCGUCAAUGACUCUCCAUCUUGCACUUGCUUAUCUGGUUUCAUUGGGAAUCCUCCUUAUUGCCGACCAGAGUGCGUAACAAACAGCGAAUGUAGUUUUGACAAAGCUUGUGUCAACAAAAUCUGCGUCGAUCCUUGUCUAGGAGCGUGUGGGCGAAAUGCAGAAUGUCGCGUGAUCAGUCAUUCACCGCAAUGCAUUUGUCAACCUGGCUAUAGAGGAGAUUCGUUUGACCAGUGUACACCAGUGUCUGUUCCUUCGACAAGACCACCGGUCCCAAUAAGACCUUGUUCACCGAACCCCUGUGGAUUGAAUGCGAUUUGCCAAGAGCGUAACAAUGCAGGAAGUUGUUCAUGCUUAGUGGGAUACUUUGGCAAUCCUUAUGAGGGAUGUAGACCAGAAUGUGUCAUUAAUUCGGAUUGUACAGACAACUUGGCCUGUGUGAACAACAAAUGUCAAGAUCCGUGCCCAGGUCUAUGCGGUACAAAUGCUCGCUGCCAAGUAGCAAACCACGUUCCUAAUUGCAUCUGUUUAACUGGUUACAUUGGAAACCCGUACGACAACUGCAUUCUGAGAGAAGAAAAACCAAUAAACCCGUGUAAUCCAUCACCGUGCGGACCCUAUAGCACUUGCAAAGAAAUAAAUAAUCAAGCUAUAUGCACAUGCCAACCAGAAUACAUUGGUGCACCUCCAAAUUGUCGCCCUGAAUGUUUAACAAGCCCAGAAUGUCCACUUGAAAAAGCAUGUGUCAGGCAAAAAUGUGUCGACCCCUGUGUUGGUACUUGUGGGCAGAAUGCUCAAUGUCGCGUGCAUCGUCAUAGUCCCUAUUGCACAUGUUUAUCUGGAUUCGAAGGUGAUCCAUUCACAAGAUGCUAUAGAAAAAUAAUUGAGCCACCUGUAAAACCUACUCCAUGUGAACCCAGUCCAUGUGGUCCAUUUGCAACUUGUAGAGAUGUUGGUGGUUCCGCUAUAUGCAGCUGCAACCCAGGCUAUGUCGGAGCCCCUCCGCGUUGCGCACCAGAAUGCACUAUUAAUGAAGAUUGUCCAAAUAACAAAGCAUGUGUUCGGGAAAAAUGUGUAGAUCCCUGUAUUGGAUCCUGCGGGCCCAACGCAGAGUGUCGAGCUAUGAACCAUGUUGCUAUAUGCACUUGUUUAAGAGGUUAUCGUGGCAAUUCAUUUGAAGGUUGCUACAUAUUAAGAGAUCCCGAACCUAACCUACCACCGUUGGAUCCAUGCAUUCGUAAUCCCUGUGGAAUAAAUGCAAUUUGCGACAAUGGAACAUGUUCUUGCGUGCCAGGAUAUCAAGGCAAUCCUAAUAUAGAAUGUCGACCAGAAUGCACAUCUGAUAAUGAAUGCUCAAAACAAAUGGCGUGUGUAAACUAUAAAUGCGUGAACCCCUGUGUAAACGCAUGUGGUGUGGAUGCUGUAUGUAAUGUGUACAACCAUUUAGCAAUUUGUGAAUGUCCAGCGCCACUGCAAGGAGAUCCGUUCUUAGCUUGCCGUCGACCUAUAGAACCCGUGGUGUCGGACCCAUGCACGCCGAACCCUUGUGGCCCGAACAGCAUCUGCCGCGCUGCGGGCACCGUGGCCCACUGCUCGUGCAGACCCGCCACGGUGGAGCAGCGCGGCGCUGGCUGCCGCUCCGAGUGCCAACGCGAUGCCGACUGUGCGCAGGACCGCGCCUGUCGCAACAACAGAUGUCGCGACCCAUGUCCUGGCGCCUGUGGGGCCCACGCUAUAUGUCACGCGCGGUUCCACUCGCCAAUCUGUUCAUGCCCGCCUAACUACAUCGGAGACCCAUUCAUAAGAUGUUUGCCAGCCGUCUUCGAAACGGAACCGAAGAGAUCAGAAUGUCCAGACUGCGGUCCGAACGCAGAUUGUAUCGGCGGUCAAUGCCGCUGCCGGACCAGCUUCCUCGGAUCACCGCCGUUCUGUCGCUACGAGUGUCUCAACUCCAACGACUGCGACGGCCGGUCCGCUUGCGUGAACAGGCGUUGCGUCGACCCGUGCCCUGGCGCUUGCGGCGCGGGCGCAAUAUGCACACCAGUCGCGCACGAGCCCCGUUGCACUUGUCCCCCUUCCACUACUGGAAACCCCCUUAUGGAAUGUCGUCCCAUCGGAAAUAUUCCCAAACCACCAAAUGACCCGUGCUCUCCAUCACCAUGUGGGCCUGGCGCGAUUUGUCGCGUGAGAGGAACCGGCGCUUCUUGUGAAUGUGAAACUGGCCUCCACGGGGACCCGUACACGGGAUGCCGUCCCGAGUGCCUGUCAGAUUCGGACUGCUCGCCAUCGCGCGCGUGCAUCCGCUCGCGGUGCCGCGAGCCUUGCCAAGGCACGUGCGGCGUGGGUGCCGACUGCGAGACCGUCAAUCACAUACCACUAUGUUCAUGCCCACCUGGAACAAGAGGAAAUGCAUUCGAAAUAUGUGAAAUCAUUAAAUCAGCACCACCGUGUACGCCAUCGCCGUGCGGCCCGGGCGCUCUCUGUACGGUGUCAGGCAACAACGCCGUGUGCUCGUGCCCCUCGGGCACCAGCGGCGACGCGGCGUCCGGAGGCUGCCGACCCGAGUGCGUGGUCAGCUCAGAGUGCGCACGCGACCGCGCCUGUGUCCGCAACAAGUGCGUGAACCCGUGCGAGGGAGCAUGCGGCCUGGCUGCCCUGUGCAGAGUCAUCGAUCAUGCACCGAUAUGCUCAUGUCCUUCACUGACAACCGGUGAUCCAUUUUUGGAAUGCAGACCUACUGAACCGAUCGAAAACGACCCGUGCGACCCUAACCCGUGCGGUCCACACGGCACAUGCCGAAACGGCUUCUGCACUUACCCAGAAUGCAUCGUCAAUGACGAUUGUCCUGGAGACCGAGCAUGCAUAAACAGGAAGUGUACGGACCCUUGCAUCAACGCUUGCGGUUUGAACGCAUUAUGUACGGUGGUUAGACACGCGGCGGUAUGUUCUUGCCCUGCUGGAUACACUGGCUCAGCCUUCGUUCGUUGCGAACGUAUCAUCAUUGAAACGCCACCACCGCCGAAACCUGAAUGCGUUGCUGACGAACAAUGCCCAGACAAUGCUGCGUGUGUGGACUCACGAUGCUCGCCGGUAUGCGGACCCACUAACUGUGGUAUAAACGCUCGCUGCUUGGCAAGACAACACAGAGCACGGUGCGCCUGUCUACCAGGAUAUGAAGGCGACGCUUACAGAGGAUGUUAUUCAGUUCAGUGUCAUAGCAACAACGACUGCCCUGAUGACGAAAGUUGUGAAAGCGGCUCGUGCAUCAAAGUUUGCACACGUAUACAAUGUGGAACAAACGCUCACUGCGUCGCUCGAGGACAUACUGCAUCUUGUGAAUGCGACUCUGGCGCUCGGGGCAACCCGUGGACCGGAUGCCAAAGAAGCGAGUGUGUGGUGGACGAUGACUGUGCCUCUUGGCUGGCCUGUAGAAGUGGCGUUUGUCAAGACCCAUGCCCUGGCGCAUGUGCCCAGGGCGCGCUUUGCACCGUCAACCGCCACGCACCUGUUUGCGAAUGCCCACGAAAUACUCAAGGAGACCCCAAGAUAUCUUGUCAACCAGUACUCGAGCGCGCAGAAUGUGAAAAAGAUGCGGACUGCGGCCCCGGCUUGGCGUGUCUGCAAGGAAACUGUAAAAACCCGUGCGAAACCACUUCGUGUGGAACACGCGCGGUGUGCAGAGUGGCGAACACCUUGCCAUUCCGCACUCUCGUGUGUGAGUGCCCUAGGCCUCUCACUGGCGACGCUUCAGUACAAUGUAACCCAAGAGGAGAGUGCAGCGUAGACAGCGAAUGUGGACUGGAGGAGCGCUGCUUGAAUGGCCGCUGUAUAGGCGUCUGCGAGGCGGGCGUGUGUGGAACCGGCGCAGAGUGCCGAGCCACCAACCACGUCGCCGAGUGCCGUUGCAUACCACCAUUGCAAGGAGACCCCAGAGUUGCUUGUUCUCCAGCGAGUCCAUCACCUGAAUGCACUACGGAUUCUGAGUGCGGUGCUGCUGAAGCUUGCGUGAACCGUCGCUGCGUGUCAGCCUGCGCCGGGGCAUGCGGCUCAGGCGCGCUCUGCACGCCGCUCGACCAUCGCGCUGCUUGCCGAUGCCCACCUGGAACGGCUGGUGAUCCCUCUCGACUUUGUUACACACCUGAGUGCACAACAGACGACAACUGUCCAUUUGACAAAACCUGCGUCAGAGGAUACUGCCAGGACCCAUGCGCCCUCGGUACACCAUGCGGCCGCGAUGCUGUUUGUGAAGCAGUCGCUCACGUCGCCUCUUGCCGCUGCCCACCUGGUACGCAGGGUGACCCACGCCGCGCCUGUAUAUCUGCCAUCUGCCACUACAACGAAGACUGCGAUGACACACAAACCUGUAACAGACUUAACCGCGUUUGCCAACCGGCUUGCACUGAUGACGCCUGCGCGCCCGGUGCUACAUGCACUGCAAGAGACCACAGGCCCGUCUGCACUUGCCGAUCCGGUCUAUCCGGCGACCCAUACCUUCAGGGUUGCGGAAAACAAGUUACAACCGAAUGCGUCACUGACUCUGAUUGCGCUUCUCCACUCGCAUGUGUUAACGCUCGCUGCACAGACCUUUGCCUAACAAAUCCAUGUGAUGUAGGCCUGAUUUGCAAGACUGUCGAUAUUCUACCUCUACGAGCAGUCGCAUGCGUUUGUCCGGACGGUGGUCGAGUAGCGCCUGACAGUGGAUGCCGUUCACCACCUGAAGCAGAAUGCUCCGCUGAUUUGGACUGUGCUCUUAGCCAGGUCUGUCGACGAGGAAGUUGCGUAGACGCGUGUAGAGUCAACCCUUGUGGACAAAACGCUCUUUGCGAAUCAGUCGACCACGCAGCGCACUGCACAUGUCCUCAAGGAUACUACGGCAACCCGAAAAUAGAAUGUAACGUGGAACCAAGACAACAAGUUCCAGAAUGCUACAGUGACGACGAAUGUAGCACAGAGCGCGGCUGUCGAGAUCGCCAGUGUGUCAACCCUUGCGCAAAUGCAUGUGGACCUGGAGCGUUAUGCAGAGUUAUCGAUCACAAACCACAGUGCUCUUGCCCCAGUGGUUACUCUGGGGUUGCAACUAGACAAUGUGUACCACCUGUAGAAGACAAAACUGUAGGUUGUAAAGCGAACUCCGAGUGUCCAUUGUCCCAGGCAUGUGUAAAUGGCGCAUGUGCGAACCCUUGCGCUUGCGGCACCAAUGCAGAGUGCUCAGUAAUACGACAUCAUCCGGUUUGUUAUUGCGCAAGUGGAUUCUCAGGCAACCCAUACAUCGGGUGUAGAAAGGUUGGCUGCUCGUCAGACUCCGAAUGCUCGGACAGCGAUACCUGUUACAAUGGUGCAUGUGUUAACCCAUGUGUAAUAGAUGCACCAUGUGCUAUUAGCGCAGAAUGCUAUGGAAAAUCACACCGAGCCAACUGUCGCUGCCCUGCUGGUACCAUAGGAGACCCAUACACCAGAUGUAAAACUUCCGAGUGCGAAAUUAACAGUGACUGUAACGACGACAGCGUCUGUAUUAACGGUGUUUGUCUUCAUGCCUGCUCAGCAGAAGGUCAAAGUCCAUGCGCAAACAACGCAGAAUGCUUCGCGAGAAAUCACGCAGCAUCAUGUAGAUGUCCAGCUGCGCUACCAUCUGGCGAUCCUUUAACUCAUUGUAUGAAGAUUCCGGUAAUUGGCGAACCAGAAUGUCGUGUAGACAGUGACUGUCCUAGUAAACACGCCUGUUUGAGAGACCAAUGUCGCGAGGCAUGCUCUGAACUGAAGCCCUGCAAUGGAAAUGCGCGUUGCUCAGUUUCGGAUAGUAUACCGUUCCGUACUUUGUUAUGUCGCUGUCCCGAAGGUUAUCUACCAGACGAAGCUGGGUCAUGCAAAUCUGCGCAACUGCCUGCUCCUAGUUGCUCUUCUGAUCAAGACUGUAGCGAUCAAGAAUCUUGUGUCAAUAGAAUUUGCCGAAACCCAUGUAAUUGUGGAGAAAAUGCAGAAUGUUUCAUUCGUGACCACCGCCCAGUGUGUUCUUGUAGAGAUGGAUUCGAUGGAGAUCCGUAUCGAGUUUGUCGAAUAGUAGGAUGCCGUACUGAUUCAGAAUGCGAAUCUAAUGAAGCUUGUGUCAAUGGGAACUGCAUCAGCCCAUGCUUAUUGAACAGCACGUGUGGAGCAAAUGCAGAUUGUCUUGUUGAAAGGAAUCGACCGUUGUGUCGCUGUCGAAAUGGAUUUGAGGGCGAUGCACGAGUGGGAUGUAACCCUAUUGAAUGUAGAACAAAUAGUGACUGUCCAUUAGAUAAACAGUGUCACGCUCAUAGGUGUAUUAAUCCUUGUCUGUCUGGUAACACAUGCGGUAGAAAUGCCAAGUGUCUUGUUCCAAACCACAUCGCAGUUUGUAAGUGUGACAUUGGAUACAUCGGAAGUCCCUAUGUAGAGUGUCGCCCAGAAACUAUCGCUGAAUGUUAUGUCGACGCAGACUGUCCACCAAAAUCUGCAUGCCUUUCUUCAAGAUGUGUUAACCCUUGUACGGCUCUUCAUCCAUGCUCUACACCCGCACGUUGUGAAGUUUCACCGACUUUACCCGUCAGGACUAUGAUCUGUACCUGCCCACCAGGAUAUGUCAGCAACGGCGGAGGCAUCUGUCGUCCAGCAACACCAAUAUCUGACGUCGUCUGUGAAAUUGAUACGGAUUGCACUUCAAAUCACGCCUGUAUAACAUCUAUCUGUAAAAACCCAUGUGAUUGUGGUCCGAACACUGACUGCCUAAUCAAAGAACAUAAGCCAGUAUGCGCUUGUAGACCAGGGUAUAUAGGUGACGCAAGAACAGGUUGCUACAAAGUUUUAUGCCGUUCGGACUCACAAUGCUCAGAUGACGAAUCCUGUAUCAACAACCGAUGUGUGCCAGCGUGCUCCGUUGAACCAGACGUUUGUGGAUCUUUAGCAGAAUGCUACGGGCUCGAACAUCGGGCUGCAUGUCGCUGUAAGAUUGGUACUACAGGUAACCCCACAAUAGGCUGCACACCUAUUGGCUGUCGUGGUGAUAGUGACUGUCCUUUGGAUAGAUCGUGCAUAAACACGAAAUGCGUAAACCCAUGCAAUACCACUAAUUGCCGCGAACCGGCUGAAUGCCGCGUUCAUCUUCAUGAGGCACAUUGCGUAUGUCCACCUGGUUACCGAAGUACUGAGACCAACUGCGAGAAGAUCGCCUUACCACAAUGCGUAUCCGAUGUCGAAUGCCCGUCCGGUACCGUCUGCUUAAAUGCCGAAUGCGUUAACCCUUGCCAGACCACCAAACCAUGCGGUACCAACGCAGAAUGCACUGUCGUCGAUACGCUGCCGGUCCGAACCAUGAUUUGCGAAUGCAUACCUGGAUAUAGGGGUAACGCCCUAGUCGAAUGCACACCUAAUAUCACACCAUCGGCUGCCUGCGUGGAAGGUCAAGGCCUUAAUGCUCUUGGUGAAUGUGCUCCAUGCCGCGCGGACGAAGGACGAACAGUCGAUUCUCGUGGCCGAUGUGUUUGCGACACGGAGAACGGAUGGGCGGCGCGCGGCGGUGUCUGCGUGCGCGUUGUGUGUUCCGCAGACCGAGAAUGCGACGACCGCGAGCGCUGUAUCAACGGCGUCUGCAUCGACGCCUGCGAAGCGGAACCAUGCGGGCAGAAUGCCAUCUGCAACGCCUACGAUCACCGAUCACACUGCACCUGUACGAAAGGCUACACCGGCAACCCACGUGUUCUGUGCAAUGAAACCACAAUGCCGAACGUGACUUAUCGAACAGAUUUCCCUCUGCCAGAAAUGCAGGUUAACUGUUUGGCAAACGGCAUACGAGUAAGUCUCAAAAUAAAGGAAGGAUUUAAUGGACUGUUAUACGUAAAAGGCUAUAGCAAAGACGAACGCUGCGGACUGGUGGUAAACACACCUGUGAACCAAGAGAGCCCGGUGGACUUCACUGUUCACUUUGGCAACUGUGGCCUUGUGCACGUCAAUGGUUUAGCAAGCUUCGUCUUAGUGAUGCAAGAUCAUCUCAAACUAGUAACAUCGAAUGCUAAAGCCUUCCACAUAAAAUGUAUCUAUCAAACCGGCGAGAAGAACGUGACUCUGGCGUUUAAUGUGUCGAUGCUAACAACAGCAGGCACUAUUGCUAACACUGGACCACCACCUGUCUGCUCCAUGAGGAUCGUCACUCGAACCGGAGACGAAGUCAACUCUGCUACUGUCGGAGAGAACCUAACGUUACAAGUCGACGUUCAGCCAAGCAGUAUAUACGGUGGAUUUGCUAGAAGCUGCAUCGCGAAGACCAGUGAAGUGGCUACGAAUGUCGAGAAUGAAUACACUGUGACCGAUGCGGACGGGUGCGCCACCGACCCGUCCAUAUUCGGCGAGUGGGAGCACAAUGAUGAUGGAACUCUGAAAGUUCUGUUCAACGCUUUCAAGUUCCCAAGUAGCGAUAAUAUCAGAUUCCAGUGCAACAUUAGGAUAUGCUUUGGAAAAUGCCAACCGGUGAACUGUCGCGGCCGAGACGCGUACGGUAAACGAAGAAAACGAGAAACACGAUACUACAACGAAGGCCCUCUGUCGGGCGUCGAGGGCCAAAUGCGAGAGGAGGUGACGGUGGAGUCGAACCAGAUCUUGACAAUCGAGCGGCGCUCGGCGUCGCGCGCGGCCCGCCAGCGCGAGGGCGGCGCAGGCGCCGGAGGAAACAACGGCGGCGAGGUAUGCGUGUCCGCCGCCGGGCUGGCCGUGGCGCUCGCGCUCACGGCGCUGCUGGCCCUGGUGGCCGUGGCGGCAGCGGUGGCGUGCUGGCUGGUGGCGUGGCGCCGCGCGCGCCCGCCGCCCGCGCCCCUGCCGCACCCCCCGGACUUCCCCAACCCGCUGUUCCAGCGCUGAAGCCCGCUAGUCCCGCGCCCCACUCCUCCGCCGGCGCCGGGCGGUGUCGGCUCUUUCUUCUCACUAGUGUUGCCAGAUGAUGCAAUUUACGCGGGACGACCCGUUGAUUAGGGGUUUCAAAAACGCCUAAUGUCCCGAUUAUAAGACUAUGCGCCUUUAGCUGUUUAUUUGUACAAUUUAUUUUUAACCACUGACCCCGAUUUACUGCGAAUUGGGUCUGGCAACGCUAUUACUCACUCACUCAUCUGUGCGCGCCGCCGGAGGACCCCGGGCGAGGGCGCCGCGAGCGCCGCGCUAUCCGCGCCCCUCGCUCGCGCUCGCCGCGCCCUCUUUUAGUUUUACGUCUAUAUUAAUUUAUAUUUAAAUUUAAAUAUCUUAUUAACGUGGAAUCGUCGCCUCCUUCGAAUUUUGUGAUAUUCAUAAUAUAAAUAUUCGAAAUCAUCGUAAUGUUAUGUAAAAUAAUACUGAUUUAUAUUGUAGGUUUUAAGUGAAAUAAUAAUGACGAUAUUAAUAAUAA
This is a messenger RNA of Ostrinia nubilalis (European corn borer), 60139 nucleotides long. RefSeq lists its product as uncharacterized. The record is from RefSeq and is a predicted model, not a curated record. The transcript has 137 exons. Gene Ontology annotation, cellular component: extracellular region. Bases 298 to 59622 code for a protein of 19774 amino acids. Lineage: Eukaryota; Metazoa; Arthropoda; Insecta; Lepidoptera; Crambidae. Gene Ontology annotation, molecular function: calcium ion binding; peptidase inhibitor activity.